This is a messenger RNA of Danaus chrysippus (African queen), 59889 nucleotides long. NCBI's taxonomy places the organism in Eukaryota, Metazoa, Arthropoda, Insecta, Lepidoptera, Nymphalidae. The record is from the annotation of a GenBank genome assembly.
AUGUAUAUAGAAACCCUACCACUCGUAGUUUGGACGCUCUUAGUAACAACGACAAAUGUAGCAACGCAAAGCCAAUAUGGAAUAGGCUUAGGAAUAAAACGAGAAGUAUUUUUCUUAAAUUUAGAAGACGGAUACUUCGGCUGCCAAGUUAACGAAUCGACACAAAUAUUACAGUUAUACGAAUUAUCAAAAUUAUGUGACGGUGUGCCCGAUUGUUAUAAAGCAUCCGACGAACUUAGGACAGAACUGAAAUGCACAGAUGACUGUACCAAAGAUGACGGAGCGCGUUGUGAAAAUGGCGCUUGUCUAAACGGUGUGUGUUACUGUAAUGAUGGUUUCGGAGGAUGUAAUUGCCAAGAGGAAGACGUCAAUGAAUGUAAAGACCGGCCUUGUGACGUCUUUGCCCAUUGCACAAACACCGUAGGAAGCUUUCAAUGUUCAUGUUUUCCGGGUUAUGUUGGCGACGGUUUCACAUGCAAAGAUGUAAAUGAGUGUGAAGAUCCAGCAAUAUCAGCGAGAUGUGUUAAAAACGCGGAAUGCUGUAAUUUACCAGCUCAUUUCAUUUGCAAGUGCAACCGUGGCUUUGAAGGAGACGGAGAAGAGGAAUGUCGAGAUAUCGAUGAAUGCAAACGUCCUGGUGCUUGUGGUGUAAACGCAAUUUGUCAAAACUAUCCAGGGAACUACACCUGUGCAUGCAAAGCUGGGUAUACAGGAAAUCCCUUUGACGGAUGCGUUGACGUGGACGAGUGCAGUCUUGACAAAGCGUGCGGCAAGGGUGCUGAGUGUCGUAAUCUGGAGGGUGGCUAUGAGUGCAGUUGUCCACAUGGCCUAGAGGGUGAUCCACGCGUUGACUGUCUCGAUAACAACUUAUGCAGAAGCGACUCAUGCGGGCGCGAUGCACUCUGCGAAAAUCUCCCUGGUGCCCAUCGCUGCGUUUGUCCCCCAGGUUAUGAAGGCAAUCCUGACGUCCAGUGUAUUGACGUGGAUGAGUGUAAGAGUGGCAAGUCUGUCUGCGGCGCCAAUGCAAAGUGCACAAAUACCGUUGGCAGCUUUGUAUGCACAUGUGGGCCUGAGUAUACGGGCGACCCUAACUCACCUGAGGGAUGUCAUGACAUUAAUGAAUGUGAAAUCUUGGAGCAUCCUUGUGGUCUAAGAGCCUUAUGUGAAAACACUGACCCCGGAUACAAUUGUGUGUGUCCACAAGGAUAUGCAGCUAAGCCAGACCCACAAAUUGCUUGUGAACAGGUUGAUGUAAAAACAUUAUGCAAGUCUAAUUUCGAUUGUACUAACAACGCUGAAUGUAAAGAACACCAAUGCUACUGUAAAGUUGGUUUUGAAGCUAAAGGUUCCUAUUGCGUUGACAUUGAUGAGUGUCAAAAUAAAACAGUAUGUGGAAAUAACGCAGUAUGUUUAAACUCACAAGGAAGUUAUAAGUGUGAAUGCGGCGUCGGAUAUAUUGGAUCUCCACCCAAUAUAAUUUGUAGAGCACCUUGUGAUGAUGUUCAAUGUGGCGAACAUUCGUACUGCAAGCCAGAUGGAUCAAAUACUUAUUGCGUUUGCGAAGACGGUUGGACAUUUGAUCCAAGGGACAUAUCCGCAGGCUGUGUUGACAUUAAUGAGUGCGAUUUGUCAAUGGGAAUUACUGGACGUUGUGGUCAAAACGCACACUGCUCUAAUACUUUAGGAAGUUUUAGUUGUAGUUGUCCAGAAGGUUACACUGGGGAUGCUUAUAUUGAAUGUUCCGAUUUGAAUGAAUGCUUAAAUGAAAAUUCGUGUGGUACAGGAGCAAAUUGUAUUAAUAUUGAAGGAUCCUUUAUUUGCGAAUGUCCCGAAGGAACUAUACCAGAUCCUGAACCCAACAUCAGAUGUUCGGAAAUUCUUCUAUGUAAAAUGGACAAAGAUUGUCCCGGAAAUGCCAUAUGCGAUUCAAAUAAGAAGUGUGUCUGUCCGGAACCUAAUAUUGGCAACGAGUGCCGUCAUCCAUGCGAGUCUUUACAAUGUGGAAGCAAUUCAGAAUGUCUUCUGACUGAUCAAACUGCUCAGUGUACAUGCCGCAGUGGAUUUACCGGUAAUCCAUUAUCGGUCAUUGGAUGUCAAGAUAUUAACGAGUGUACUUUUAAUUCAUGUUCAACUGGUGCUGUAUGUAAGAACUUGCCUGGUAGUUUUCAAUGUGAAUGCCCAGGCAACUUUAGUGGCGAUCCUUAUAUAAAUGGAUGUGUUAUCAGUAAAACACCUAGUGGUUGCAGUAAUAUUAAUCCAUGUCCGCUCGGUGAGCAGUGUGUACUACACGAGGGAGAGAAUGUUUGUAUAUGUUCACAAGGUUUUUCUCGAAAUGAGGAAACUGGCCAAUGUGAAGAUAUAAAUGAAUGUAUACUAAAUGGACGGACUCCAUGCGGAUUAAAUGCAUUAUGUAAAAACUUACCUGGAAGCUAUGAAUGUAAAUGUCCACCAGAAUAUAGUGGUAAUCCAUACAAACUAUGUGAAAUAUGUGAUGACAUUAAUUGCCAGUGUUUACCACCAUACAAAGUUGUAGACGGCACUUGUGUCUUAUCCGGCUGUUCAAAUGGCAAAAAAUGUGGUCCAGGAGCAGAAUGUAUUAUAAUUUCUGAUGGAGUUAGCUACUGCGCAUGUCCUGCUGGAUACUCCCAAAGCCCAGACGGCGCUUGUGAAGAUAUCAAUGAGUGCAAUUUUGACCAUCCGGUUUGUGGCUUUGGAGCUGAGUGUGUGAAUACAAUUGGAUCUUUUAGCUGCAAGUGUCCUCCGGGAUAUGGUAAAGAUGAUGUGUCAGGUCAUUGCAGCUUGAACCAAAAGAAGUGUAUAAGCGAUUCAGACUGCUUCCCUAAUGAAAAGUGUGUGCAACCAGGAAAUUGUGUAUGUCCACCCCCAUUUUAUUUAGACGUAACCGAUGGGCAGAAAUGUAAGAGUCCGUGCGAACGAUUUGUUUGUGGAAUAAAUGCUAAAUGCACACCAAGUGAUCCUCCCAAAUGUAUGUGCAUGCCUGGUUUUGAGGGAGAUCCAUAUACUGGUUGUACUAAUAGAAAUGAGUGUCACAGUGCACCGUGCGCUUAUGGUGCUAUAUGUCAUGAUGAAAGAGGUGGAUAUAAGUGUACGUGUCCACAAAAUAUGAUAGGAGAUCCAUACAAAGGGGGAUGUACAACAGAAGCUGGCUCGCUACCUAGACAAUUAUGUAGUAAAAGUAACCAAUGUCCCAAUAACCUCGCUUGUUUGAAUCGUACUUGUUUAUCACCUUGUACAACUGUUGCUUGUGGACCCAACGCUUUCUGUGAAGUCGACAAUCAUGCUGCUUGGUGUCGCUGUAAUCCAGGUUAUACCAAACCAGAAGGAGGAAAAUGUAUUUCCGGUUGUGAUAAUUACGCUUGUGCUUCGGGCGCGCAAUGUAUAAUAUCAAAAAGUGGGCCGACUUGUGUUUGCCCAGAAGGUUUGGUUGGAAAUCCAUUUCCCGGGGGAGUCUGUAAGACAGACACUUGUGGACCAGGUUUAUCUUGUGAUGAGCCCUUAACUUGCGUAUCAGGACGAUGUCGGCAACGAUGUGAGAAUGUUGUUUGUGGAGUGGGCGCCUCCUGUGAUGAAGAGAGUGGUCGCUGUGUUUGCAAUACAUUCUUUGUUGGAAAUCCUGAUCUUCUUUGCAUGCCUCCUGUUAUACCUCCAAAUUGUGAGCCGGGUUGUGGGCAGAAUGCGCAUUGCAUGUAUGGACAAAUAAACACUUGUAAAUGUGACAAAGGUUACACGGGAAAUCCCUAUUUACGGUGUGCAACUCGAAAACAAAUAACUUGUGCUACUACUAAAUGCGGUACAAAUGCAAUUUGCCAGCAAACAAGAUCGCAUGUUGAAUGCUUGUGUCCCCCUGGAUAUAUAGGAAAUCCGAACUUGCAAUGUAUAGAUAUUGAUGAAUGUGGUUCAAGACCAUGCGGUGAAAAUGCUAUUUGUAUUAACACCCCAGGAAGCUACAGUUGUGUAUGCAGAAGCAAAUAUGUUGGUAAUCCAUAUGAAUUGUGUACGCAAAUAACUCUAUCCAAAUGUGUAGAUGGCAGUGGUUGUGCAUGUUCGAGCAAUGUCACAUGCCCUGAUGGAUAUGUUUGUGAAGCAUCUAAAUGUGUAGACAAAUGUCGAUCAAUGACAUGUGGCCCGAAGUCAAUCUGUGAAGGAGGUAAAUGUAUGUGUUUACCUGACUACAUAGGUAAUCCCAACGACCUAAUGCAAGGUUGCACCUUUAACAAAAAGUGCGUUAUAGAUGGAGACUGUCAAGAUUCAGAAAUAUGUUUCCAAAUUGGUAAAAGUAUCCGAAAAUGUGUAGACGCUUGUAGUAAAAUACAAUGUGGACCUAAUUCUUUAUGCUUAACCACUAACCACCAAGCACAUUGUAUUUGUGUAGAGGGUUACGUAGGCAAACCAAGUGAUAUUAAAACCGGAUGUCAUUUGCAACAAAAGGAACCCAAUGAAGUAGAAUGCAAUGUAAACAGUGAUUGUGCACCACCACAGAUUUGCGAUACAGUAGAUGGUACGACAAAAAGAUGUUUAGAUUUAUGUUCAACUGUUGCUUGUAGUGCCAAUGAAAUAUGCAACGUUAUUGAUGACACUGCACGCUGUGAGUGUAAAGAAGGUUUUAUUUGGAAUCCUGUUAGUUCAAAUUGUGAACAACCAACAACACCAAACUGUGGUAAAGAUGACGACUGUGAAGAUAAUAGGUCAUGUCAACGAGAUGUUUUAGGCGUAAAAAAAUGUAUUGAUAACUGCCUGUUAUUUACCUGUCCACAAAACUCAAAGUGUAUAUCUAAAAAUCAUAAGAGUCAAUGUGAAUGUUUAUCAGGAUUUGUAGGUAAUCCAAAUGAUCGCGACGGUUGUCUACCUAUAAAUAAAAACGAAUGUACACAAGAUGUUGAAUGUAAAGAAGAUGAAAUCUGCAAAAAUAUUGGUAACAUAUAUAAGUGCAUACCCGCCUGUCAGGAUGUCCACUGUGGACCAAACGCUGUAUGUAUUACAAAUAAUCAUGACGCCAAAUGUCAAUGCCCAUCAGGUCCUUACACGGGUAAUCCCGACGAUCUAGAUAAAGGAUGUCAAUCAGUACCCUGCAUUUAUAAUAUCGACUGCCUCUCCCACGAGCUUUGCAAUCGGAUGACCCACAAAUGCAUUAAUGUGUGUGAUGAAAAUAGUUGCGGUGAAAAUUCAGUAUGCAUAGCAGAUGAACAUAAGUUUGAAUGCCAAUGCUUAAGUGGUUAUAUACCAGACCCUAUACCGGAAAUAGCUUGUAAGAAGCUAGAUUUAUGUAAUCCAAAUCCUUGUCAUCCUACUGCUUUAUGUGAACCUUUCCAAUUAACUUACAACUGCAAAUGUCCUACUGGAUAUAUUGGAGAUCCUUUAAAAGAAGGUUGUAGGAAGCAAGGCGAGUGUCCAAACGGUGAUACUGAUUGCUUAGCCGACUCUGCUUGUAUUAAUGGCCAGUGUGUAAACCCAUGCGAAGGCGCCUGUGGUCUCAAUUCUAUAUGUAAAGUUGUUGAUAGAAAAGCAGUGUGCUCAUGUCCACAGGGCUAUGAAAAUGCUCAGAAUGAUAAAUACUGUAAGAAAAAAGUUGUAUCAUGCAUAAACAAUUAUGACUGUAAUGGGGAUGUUUGCCACAACGGCCAGUGUUUCACCCCUUGUAAAAAUAUAAGUCAUUGUGACCCUGGUGAGGUAUGUAUAAAAAAUCACUGCAUGAAUCAAUGCACGAACCAUGCGGAAUGUAGUCUUGGACAAGCAUGUGUAGAAGGCAAAUGCUUAAUAGGCUGUAGAGUAAACGAUGAUUGUCCUAAUGAAGAAUCUUGUACGAAUAAUAAAUGUGUGAACCCUUGCCAGGCCAGUAAAGUGUGUGGCCCUAACGCAAUAUGUUCACGAAUAAAUCACAGUACAAUGUGCCAUUGUCCUGUAGGAUUUGAAGGCUCUCCAACACCACAACAAGGGUGUGUUCGUAAACCAGCACCCUGUGUUAAAACCUCGCAAUGUCCUCCAGAUCAUAUGUGCAUUGGAUUUUUCUGCCAAGUACCCUGUCUAAAACAUUCAGAUUGUGCCAUGGGUGAAAUGUGUUAUGAUAAUAAAUGCCAUAAAAUUUGUCAUACCAGUAAUAAUUGCUUACACGGUGAACACUGUAGCGCAGGAGUAUGUAUUUCUGGUUGUAAAAUUAACUCGGACUGCCUCAAUAAUCAACUUUGCAUAUCUAGUGAAUGUAAAUGUGAAGAGGGUUUUGAAUUGAUCAACGGCGAAUGUAAUAACGUAAAUGAAUGCCUAAAUAAUCCUUGUCACCCAUCUGCUCAGUGUAUAGAUUUAAUAGGAACAUAUAAAUGUGUUUGUCCAACUGAAGCUAUUGGGGACCCCCACACUACAGGAUGUUUAUUGCCGAAUCAAUGUAGGCAAAGUAAUCAGUGCGAAGAUUCUUUAGCAUGUGUUAGAGGAAAAUGUUCAAAUCCUUGUCAGAACAAUGUGUGUGGUUUAAAUGCAGUUUGUACUGUUAACAAACACAGAAUGGCAUGUACCUGUGAAAGCGGACAUUUGGGAAAUCCGUUUGACAAGAAAAUUGGAUGCGUUAAAGUUGAAUGUGUUGUUGAUUCUGACUGCUCUGAUAAUAAAUUCUGUAGUCCAAAGACAAAUAAAUGUUCUGAUAAAUGUGAAAAUGGAAUAUGCGAAGGCGGAAAUUGUAAAAUUAUAAAUCAUAAAGCCGUUUGUAUGUGUUCGCCUGGAUUUGAAUUAAUUAAAAGCACUUGCCAAGACAUAGACGAGUGUUUGCAGAACCCAUGUCCUUCUAAUGCUGUUUGUGAAAAUAACGGAGGUUCGUUCACGUGUAAUUGUGUUAAUGGAACUGUAUUUGAAACGGAAACUGGAAGUUGUAAAAGUCCAGGACAGUGUGUAACUGAUGGUGACUGUCCAGAAGAAACAAAAUGUAAUGAUAAUUAUUGUAUUAAUCCCUGCGAUUAUAUUAAAUGUGGUAAGGGUGCUAAAUGUACGGUGACAAAACACGAGCCUAUUUGUCAAUGCGAGCCAGACAGCGAAGGCGAUGCUUAUACAAGCUGUACCAAAUUGCAAUGUACUAAAGACUCAGAUUGUCCGGACAAAGAAGCAUGUAGCAAUAACAAAUGCAUAAACUCUUGUAGUUUGCCACGGGCUUGUGGAAAAAAUGCUAACUGUAUAUCAAGAAGUCAUAUUGGACAAUGUUCUUGUGACCCAGGUUUCACAGGUGAUCCUGUGCUUGGUUGUGCGCCUAUACAGUUUUGUCAAUUUGAUAACAAAAGAUGUCCCGGAGGCACAAAAUGUGUCGACAACGUAUGCCUAGGAUUAUGCACAUCCUCACGAGAUUGUUUUGAUCAGCAACUUUGUAUAGACGGCACGUGUCGACAAACGUGUUAUAAAAAUGAUACGUGUCCAUUAUCAUUUUAUUGUGAUAAAAACAAAAUGUGUACCAAAAGCAUUAAAUGUAUUAAUGACGAAGAUUGUGAAACUGAUGAAAUAUGCUCUGAAACUAAAAAUGGCAUCUCUGAAUGUACUAAGUCGUGUCAUAAUCAGCCAUGCGGGAGGAAUGCAUUUUGCGUUGGUUCAGCUCACAAACCGAUAUGCUCAUGUAAAGAAGGAUUUUUCGGCGACCCGUUGAAAGGAUGUGAUAAAAAAGAAUGUGAUGAAGAUACAGAUUGUUCAGAAGAUAAGACGUGUCAUAACAAUAUGUGUAAAAUUGCGUGUCUUUAUAAGAAUGAAUGUGGAGAUAAUACUAUUUGUUCUUCGGAAAAUCAUAAACACGUUUGCUAUUGUCAGCCCGGUUAUACUGGAAAUCCAAUAUCGGGAUGCGUUGAAAUUAAUUGGUGUGAAGUAAAACCUUGUGCCAUAGGUGCCGAAUGUGUCAGUACAAAAAAUGAAGCAAAAUGCACGUGCCCAAGCGGUACUGUUGGAAACCCUUAUAAUGAGGGAUGUCAUAUCUCUCCUGAAUGCCGAUUCAACAGAGACUGUCCAAGCGAAGCACGUUGUACUAUUAUUGACGGUGUGAGAAAAUGCACAGAUGCUUGUGAGAAUGUAAAAUGUGGACAAAAUGCUGAUUGUGUAGCCACAAGACACUCUGGGCAAUGUAAAUGUAAGAUUGGAUACGAAGGAAAUGCGGCUAAUGGAAAAGGAUGUCAUCUUCGUGAAGUACCUUGUAAAAGUAAUAAGGAAUGUUCCGAUGGUCAAUAUUGCCGCAAAAGUAUUUGCCAAGGAUUAUGUGCAAUUGAUGAAGAAUGCGAUUCAAAUGAAAAAUGCUUCAAUGGGCAGUGCGUUUAUCCAUGUGAACUAGAUAAGACAUGUGGGUUAAAUGCAGUAUGUCAUACAGAAAACCACGUUGUGCAAUGCAGUUGCCCCUUCGGUUUUACUGGGAACCAAGAUGUAGAAUGUGUCAGAAUGCCGAGAUUAUGUGGAGGUGCUGGAGAAUGUGAAGAUGGCUUUGUCUGUAAAGAAUCAACCUGCUUGCCACGAUGUAAUAAAGAAGAGGAAUGUGCUUUGAAUGAACGAUGUUCAGAAGGAACUUGUUUACUAACGUGUCGUUUAGAUAACGACUGUUUUUUGGGACACAUUUGUUUAUCCAAUAGUUGUCGAUAUGGAUGCAGACACGAUGACGAUUGUAGGGAAGAUGAGAUUUGUAGAAACAAUUAUUGCAAAAACCCCUGUGCCAGUGAUGUAAGUCCUUGUGGUCCGAACGCAGUUUGUUCCGUUGUGAAUAGAAAAGCUACAUGUUCAUGUUUAGAUGGGUUAAUAGCAAAUCCUACACCCAAUAUUGGUUGCGUGAGAACUCCGGCUUUGUCUUGUCGAGUACAAGCUGACUGCGCCACAGGCUGGAGAUGUGAAGAAAAUCGUUGUCGACCGAGUUGUAAUUCAGAGAGUUUUGAAUGCUUAGAAGGCGAACGAUGCAAUGCAGGUGUAUGUCGUUAUGCUUGCACUUCGGACGAAAAUUGCUCUGACGAUGAAGUCUGUGACGGUCGCUUUUGUGUUACGGGCUGUAGAUCAGAUUCUGACUGCCUAAGUAACUUUGCUUGUCUGUCCGGGCAAUGCACAGACCCAUGUAAUAAACCAGGAACUUGUGGAGCAAACGCACUUUGUACAGUUGUAGAACAUCGUCCAAUAUGUACUUGUCCACAAAAUUUAAUUGGGGAUCCAAAAUAUGUUUGUAAGAGAAUAGCAACUAACUGUGAAAAUGAUAGUAACUGUCCUGAUGGAUUUAGUUGUUAUGGUGACACCUGCUAUCCAUCUUGUCGAGGAGAUGUCGUUUGUUUGUCUAAUGAAAAAUGUAUAAGAGGAAUAUGCAGGCUUGUUUGUAAUAAUGACGAGGCUUGCAGUGAAGGACAAAUUUGCGAAAAUAGGAUUUGUAGGCAAGGAUGUCGAGAUGACAAUGCUUGCCAGAGUAAUGAGGCUUGUAUAAAAGGAAAAUGUAAAGAUCCCUGCAGUGACAAUGCAGUUUGUGGAAUAUGUGCCGAUUGCAAUGUCUUGAACCAUCGAAUUCAAUGUAGUUGUUCUAGUAAUUACACCGGUAAUCCUCUUGUAGAGUGUAAGAAGAAACCUUUACGAUGUGAUGGUUUUUGCCCCUGUGACGAAAGCGGCUAUUGUAUCAAUCUGUGUGAAAAUAGUUCAAAUUGCUCAUGUGGUGAAAAAUGCGUUAACGGAGGUUGUAGAUCUUUAUGUUCCCAGAAAACAAGAUGUCCCGAGAGACAUGUAUGUUCACAGGGGGCUUGUGUACCCGGAUGUAACUAUAAUAAUGAUUGUGGCGAAGAUAUGGUUUGCUCUGCAAAGCAAUGUGUGACAGUUUGUCGAGAUAAUUCUUGUGGAAAAAAUGCGUUGUGCUUAGCAAACAAGCACCGUGCUUUUUGUAGUUGCCCCAGCGGUUACUCUGGUGACCCAGAAAAGGAAUGUAAAGCUUAUGAAUGUAUUAAAAAUGAAGAUUGUGGUUUAGACGAAGAGUGUACGUCUGCCAAGACAUGCAGAAAUGUGUGUCUCAAUGCUUGUGGUGCUAAUGCGAUUUGCCGCUCAAUUAAUCGAACCCCACAAUGUUCCUGUCCACCAACGUAUCUGGGUAAUCCAAAAGUUGAGUGUUCAAAACCAGCGUCAGGCAGUUGCUUAAAGAACCCAUGUGGUAUCAACGCACGAUGUCGAGAUUUGGAGGAUGGCAGUUAUGAGUGCACAUGUCCACCAGGAUGUGUCGGAAUUCCACAAAGGCAAUGUUUCUGUGGAACUAUGGCCCCUUGUGCGUUUAAAGCUUGCGGUGUCAAUGCACAGUGUCGUAUAGGACAAAGAGGAGAAGCACUAUGUUAUUGUCCUCGUAACUAUCCAAAUGGUGAUCCCAAUAUAGAAUGUGCCCAGGAACGAAGUGUUGUAGAUUGUAGAACUACAGGUUGUGGUAUUAAUGGAGAGUGUUUAAGAGAAGGUGCCGAAUUUGUUUGUCGUUGUAUACCUGGUACAGAGGGACAAGCUGAUAUCGAGUGUCAUACCAGUAUCGAAUGUACGAGUGACAAAGAUUGUUCAGUAGACAAAGCUUGUUUAAGCUUACGUUGUGUGGACCCCUGCACAAUUCGAGGCGCGUGCGGCGAAGAUGCCCUGUGUGUUUCAGUAAUGCACCGAGCUCAGUGCUCUUGCCCACAAUGCUAUAUUGGCCAACCUCGACUGGCCUGUCGCUUGGACUCAACAUGCAAACCUACAGCAGACGCUAACGUUACCUUUACUUGUUCUGAAACAAAAGAAUGUCCAUCUAAAUUAGCUUGUGACUUAACGACAAACCAAUGUAGAAAUCCAUGUUUAAAUUAUCAAAACUGUCGAAGAAAUCAAAAAUGUGAAGUACGAAAUCAUAGGCCUGUUUGUGUUUGUCGUAAUGGGUUCGCUCUUAAUGACAAGGGGGAAUUGACAUGCGCUCCAGAAUAUGCUGAAUGCACGAGAGAUGAACAAUGCCCUUCCAAUGCAGCUUGUCGUGAUACGAAAUGUGUGAAUCCUUGUCUAGCAACCAAACAACCUAUUUGUCCCAAAGGAAAACAGUGUGAUGUAGUAGAACACAAAGCUGUUUGUAUUUGUGUUGAAGAUUGUAAUCCGACAGCUUCUAUAUGUUUGAGAGAUAACGGAUGUCCCCAAAAUCUGGCGUGCAUUAAUUAUCAAUGCAAAGAUCCGUGCAAAGAAGCUUGUGGUGAUGGCCCUUGUUCUGUUGAAGAUCAUCACCCAGUAUGCAAGUUUUGUCCAAGUGGCUUUACUCAUGAUGAAAAACAUGGAUGUAUUAAAGCAUUGUCAUGCGGCGUUCACGAAGAGUGCGCGGCGUCGCUAGCAUGCGUGAAUGGGCGCUGCGUCGAUCCAUGCUCUGGCGGAGGACCUUGCGCCCCUGGCCAUCAUUGCUCAGUUCUUGACCACCAACCCGUCUGCUCCAAGGUUUGUCAAUGUCAGACAACUGCUGACUGCGCCCGAUAUCCUAACACCAAUUGCGACGGCUGCGUUUGCGUACACGGAGAUAAACCUUCUACUAAUUGUGCACAUUGCCGACCCGGAGUAUCCUGUGAUCCAUUUACAGGAGCAUGUCUGGAAAAUGAACGUCCUAUAAAUAUUCCACUAACCGAAAGUACGACAGAAUUUACUGAUAAAACUGAAAAUAACGACAUGACACUUUCAACGACUUUUACUUUUACACUGCCAUCUUAUGAUAUUACCAGUGUCGAAAAUAAUAUUUUGACAAUAACUUCAUCUGAUACUUUAGUAAAUAAUCUUAGUACAUCAUUCGAUAAUAUAGAUGAUACCACUGAACAUGAAAAUAUUAACGUAAACGAUUUCAACCCAGCAACCACUGAAAUUUCUGAUUCUGAAAAGGUUAUUGGUAUACAUACAGAAGCAACUGAUAUUCCUUUCUAUAGUGUUAAUGAAACAGAAAUAUUAUCAGAUUACGAUGAACAGAUACAAAGUAGUAGCACUAUACAUGCAGAGAGCACUAUCAAACCACAGUAUAAAAAAAAUGAUCCACUGGGAUCUAAUAAAAAUACAAAAACUCCAGAGAAUCAGAGAAAUUUGCACAAGAACUAUACAAAUGACCCAAAUAAUUUGCAAACCGUGUCAGUAAAAACUACACCCCCAAUAGAAAAAAUUCUAACAGAAACAACUACAACUGUUAUUUUAGCUAGUCGGGAAGAGGAGAAAAGUUCAACAGAUAAAAUUCAGUCCCCAACAACCUUAUUUAUUGAUCAUACAGAUUCGUCUACUUUUACUGAAAGAGAUGAUAUAACAACAGUAGAAAGUGCUGCUAGCGAAACUGGGAAAGACUCACAAAAUACCCUCAAUCCUACUGAAAAGGAUAAUGCUAUUACUUUUUCUCGGGACUUGGUUUCUGAAGUCAACACAGAAAAUCCUUUAUAUGAAUCUGAAGGAAGAUCUGACUAUUUGUCAACAACAAAUAUUACUACAGAGAUCUAUUUAGAAACUACAGAACCACCUAUUACUAAUAAUGUUGAUGGUACAACUUCCUAUAGUGACAUAAAUGGUUUUACAUUGAUGGAUUCAAUGAGAACUACAAAGUCAUCUGAAAAAACUACAAAAACUACUCAACAUUCUGAAAUUUAUGAUACAACAAAAACAGAACUUUCUGAAAAUAGUAGUAAGGAUUUGAUCAAUCCAAAAAUAGAUUUAGAAGGAACAACUAUUGAUUAUAUUAGUACUAUAAAUUCUUAUAAUUUAAUCACAAAAAAUAUUGUAACGUCCGAGUCAACCAUAGAUGUUCAAAAAGAUUAUAACAUGACCCAUGUUUCAAGAAAUAUGAAUUCUAAUACGACAAGCUUAAAAAGUUCAAAUAAAGUAAAUAUAAAGAAUAAUAAAACUUCCUUAAAUACCAAUCCACCCCUCGACACCCACAUAACUAACAAUUCAGAAGAAAGGUAUACUGCUAUAACUACACCUUCUGAUAUUAGAUAUUUAAACAACGCGCAAGAGUUUCCGAAGGAAUAUGUUACUGAAAAAAGUGUAUUCUCUACACCUUCUUCUACUAAUACAGAUAAAGAGUAUACUACAACUGCACCCCAAUCUGAUUAUACUGCCUCUGAUUCCGAAGAAGUUUACCACAAUACUAAUCACGAUUCUAAGUUGACUGAAGAAGUAAACACACAGAGCAAUGACUACAGUCCUACUGAAUCACUAAAACACUAUUUAGGUUUUGAAACUAACAAAACGGAGAAAGCCCCUGAUUUUACAUCUUCCAACAUAGAUAAAGAUAUGUCAACUACUGAAUUUCCAGAUUUUGAUAAUAAGGAGACUGACAGUGACUUAAUAUUAAUUAAUAAUAAUAAUAUGACGGAUAAAACAACUACAAUGCAGGCAACUGAGCCAAAUGGAAAAAUUGAUACGGAUAUAAAUCUUCAAAUAACAGAAAUAAAUUCCGAUUUUACCACUUCUACAGAGGCGUCUUCACAACAAUAUCUUAGUACUAAUGAAUUAAUUGAUAUUCAAUAUUCUACAAAUAUCGAGAAGAGUGACACAACCACCCACAAAAGUGACGAUAAUUUAGAAGUUACAAAAUACCUCAUACAAGUCGACAGAAAGAUAACAACUGAUGCAAGUAUUAUUUCAUCUAUGACAUCCAACGAUAUAUUUGAAACAAGCACUGAUAAUAUGAAUGAAACGACAAUUAAAAAUUUCCCUAUGAAUGAAAGUAUAAAUAAUGAACAAAUAACAACAGAAAGUUACGAUAGUUCUAAAACAUCUGAUAAACAUGAGGGUUCUAAUAUAUUUAAUACUAAGAUAACCCCACUAACUACCACACCAGAAAUAAAACCUCUACUGCAAGACAAUAUCAAUAAAACACCUUUUGAUAUACAAUCUUCUACAAUUAAUGAAAAAAUUGUAACCAGUACACAAAAUAUUGACGAUGCUAUAAGUUCUAUAGAUAAACUUAUAACAACAUCAACUUCAAUUGAUAAAAUAAUAUCGGACGAAACGACUUCAAAAUCUACUACAUUUUUCGAUAGUUAUGAAACAAGUUCUUACCCAACAGAAAAACAAACAACCACAGUUAUUGAAUCUCAAAUGCAAUAUUUAACGAAAAUAGUUAACAAGGCAACCACCAAUAUUAUGAAUUUAGAGCCAUCUACAUCCGUUAAUAACUUUGAUACGAAUACAUUAAAAAUAGAUAUUCAAGCUUCUACAACAUCUGUGCCAAAAGUACUAGGACAGGGCACAGAAAACAUAAACGAUAAAGAAUUUAUAGACAAAAUUGUAAGUGAUAAUCCCAAUAAUGAAAACGACUUUCGAGAAACGCCAUUUGAAAUAGCCACUAGUAAAAUAUCUACCAACACUUUAGAUAAUACUUUUGAGAAAAAACCUCACACUGUUGAAGAAAACUUGACCACACCCAUCGAAAUGAGUACAGAAAUCUAUGUAGCGACAGAAAAUAGUGAUCUAACUAAACCUAAUAUAAAAUUCCCAACCUCUAACAAAAAUUACAAUCCACAUGAAGAUAAGAUAACAAAUCAAGAAAUACCUAUAACAACCCAAAUACCACAUAAAAUAUUGACUGAAACAUCAAAAACCUUUUUACCUCAGGAAAAAAAUACUGAAACGACUGACUCCCAAUUUAUUACUACCAAUAAGCUAGAUAUGAUUACAAAUGAAUUUGAGGACAGCACCAAUACAUAUACAUUCAUGGCUGAAACCUCAACAGGCGACGAUACUACUUUAACUACCGAUACAAAUCCUUUACACGAGUCUAGAACAAAUAGUAUACUUGAGAUAAAUGAUAACAAUGUCUUAAAUUCGGUUCAUACUAAAUCACCAAUCAAACAUACUAAUAUGGAAUAUGAAAACGACUUAACCACCUCAGAUUUUAAAUCUUCUACGUCUGGGGAUUUAUUUGAUAUGAAUACAUACGAUAUAGAAAAACUUACUUCCGAAACUACAACUGAUUCUAAAUCUGAAAUAAUGUAUCAUUCAUCACAAAAUUAUGAUAACACUGUUAAAAAUGUUGAAUCUACAACAUUAAGUAAUCGUUUUCAUACAGAUUCUCUUAGCACAGAACGUGACCUUAUUACUACUAAAAGUACAUUAACAUUUUUGACGCAAAAAGGUGACAAUUAUUUAUCUAAUCAUGAAAAUCCAUCUACAACUGUUGAAAGUAAUGAGGUUGAGACAAGCACUGAUAAUAUUGAAUCAAGUGUUAGUGCAAGUACAAUUACAAUCAAACAACCAGAUUUUCAACAUAAAACCGACGGAAUAGUUACAAACUCUUACUUUUCUAUAGAAGAAAAUACUUCAAAUACAAAAGUAAUUACUGAUGGUGCUAAUACACGUUUUACAACUUUAAAUAAUCAAUUUAUUACAAAUAUGUUAAAUACAGAAAAAUAUUUAGAUUCAACUAAACCAACAACAGUAUUGUCCCACGAAAAAGAUAUUGAAUUAUCAAAUGACACGUUAACUUAUACAAGUAGCACUGAAAUGGAAACGAACGAACAUGGUGACAUUACAUCGGUAUCCAAUACUACACCAAAAUAUCUUCAGGAAAAUUAUAGCACAUUAACAAUUCUUGAUACUGCAACACCAUUCGAUACAACUAAUGAUAUAUUUGAAACAAAUGCGUAUUCUGUAAAUAAACAAUCAACUGACACUAAAAUAAUUGAUGAAAGGACUGAAAGUUAUAAUGCAAUAACUUCUAAUGCUAUCGAUCUAAGUUCAACAACAAUAGGAGAAAAUUUAGAAACCAAUGUGGAAAGCCUUAACACCACAAAUUGGUUUUAUUCACAAACAAAGACCACUCAGCCGGAUUUCGACCUCAAUGCACCACAAUCAACAAUGGUUAGCAAUAAAAAUGGAACGACUGCACCCACAACUAAAGAUUACGUUAAUUUAACAACAUUAAAUAAAAAUGUUUUAAUGAAUAAUAUGAGCACGACUAAAAAUCCAGAACUUUCUAUCCCUAUAACUACAUCUAAUGACGAAGCUAAGUAUUUAACCUCGGAAACUUCCGAACCCAUUACCAGUAGUCCGAAUGAUAUUAUAUUGGUAACUUUAGACAAUAAUUAUCAGUCUAAUAUUUAUACUACUGACGAAAAUGAUUUAACCAAUGAAAUAACUACAAAACGGUAUAAUAUUGAAGAUGUUGUCAGCACAACAAAAUUUUACGGUGAAAGUAAGUCAGUAAACGAAAAUAUCAAAAUUACAACACAAUCUGAUGCAUCUGUACCUACUUUUAGUACGAUGAUCGAAGACUCAAUUAGCUCUUCGACAUCGGCUGCCGAAGUAACGUAUUCCACCUCAAAAAGUAACAGUCAAAUCAAACCUAAUAUAUACUACAAUUCGGAUAAAUUAAAUACAGAAAAGAACAAUGAUGCAACUACAACACAAAUUUCUACUUUGGAAAACAAUAUAGUAUAUACAAAUAAUCCUUAUUUAAGAGAGGAAACGCAAACAAUUUAUUUGAAUGACAACAAUGAUAUGGAAAAUAGAGUUACGAUGAUGCCAGAAAAUAUUAAAUCAACAACGCAAUCUGAUGACAGCAACUUAACAACCCCAAACAUAAACAAGAAAGUUGUUACAGGAGAUACUGAAUUAUCAUUUAAACAAAACGCAACCAAUUCUGAAUCCGUUUCUAUAACAGAGCAAACUCAAAAUAGCCAAACAAUUCAAUUUGAAACAGUUAAAACAACUGAUUUACCAACUUCUACAUUCGUUAUGGAUGAGUAUGAAUCUAAUACCAACACCGUUUUCCCUCAUAACGAGAAACACAAUUUUACAAACAUUCCCUAUCAAACAAGUACUUCUUUAGAUAAUUUAUCCUCUAGAAGAAAAGACGUAGAUAUUUCUGCUUGGACUGAUUCAACUCCCUACUUCGACUUGACUUCAACAGACACGACAACAUAUAAUACAGACAUUCUUACUAAAACACAUUGUAACUUUAACGAACACUGUCCACUGAACAAAACCUGUCUUAACGGAGAGUGCCAGGACCCAUGCGAAGUGCAAAAUCCAUGUACAAAGAACGCUUCCUGUAUAAUUAUCAACCGUGACGCGGUUUGCGUAUGCUUAGAUGCCGCUGACGAAAAUUGUAAAAAAGAAUCACCUGGAACACCAAAGGCACCAGAACCCUGUCAUUCUGAUCGGGAUUGUAUAGACACCGAAGCCUGUUUUAUGGGAAUGUGUCAGAACCCUUGUGAAUUCGACAAUGUGUGUGGCAUUGCAGCCAAUUGUCAUCCGGUCAAACAAAGACCAAUGUGUUCAUGUCCAGCUGGAUACGUCGGGGACCCAGCAAUUAAAUGUGCACCUCAGCAGUCUGGUUGUACUCGCAAUGAAGAUUGUCAAUUGACUGAAGCUUGUAUAAAUAAUGCAUGUCAACAUCCGUGUGCAAUACACAACCCAUGUGCACAAAACGCCGUUUGUAUAAACACGAAUCACGGGUCGGAUUGCAGUUGUGCCGAAGGAUAUCAAGGAAACGGAUAUGUAGGCUGCGUGCCAGUAAGCGACUCCCGUUCCGUAUGUCAGUACAAUGAAGACUGCCCUCCAGAACUCUUAUGCGACAGAUUGAACAGAAUUUGUAUUAAUCCUUGUUCUAUAAAUAAAUGUGGAGAUAAUGCAGAAUGCUUUCCAUCAAAUCAUGGAAUACAAUGCCAGUGCUUCGCCGGUUAUACUGGAAAUGCGUUCUUAGAAUGUUACCAAGUUCAAGGGUGCCGCUCAGAUAACGAAUGUCAUAACUCUGAAGCUUGUAUUAAUGGAAAAUGUGAAUCACCUUGCAAAUGUGGCAUUAACGCCGUAUGCGAUGUUAUAAAUCACGAGGCUUCAUGUAAAUGUUUAUCAGGUUACAAUGGUAAUCCUUUAACAAGUUGUGAACCCCCUUCAAACCCAUGCAUACCAAACCCGUGUGGCCAGAAUGCUCUAUGUGAAAUUGAUAAUAACAACCCUAUUUGCUUCUGUCCAAAGGGGUUAACUGGCAAUCCAUUCAAAAUUUGCAUUCCUGAAGGCAACGAAUGCAGUCCAAAUCCUUGUGGACCUUUUACCGGAUGUCGAAUUAUUAAUAAUAAACCUGCUUGUUUCUGUUUACCUAAUUAUGAAGGAAAUCCCCCACAGCAGCCUUGCAAACUACCUAAUAAUCCAUGUCAACCAUCUCCUUGUGGACCCAACACACAAUGUACAAUAUUAUCCAAUGGCUUCGCAAAAUGUACUUGUUUACAAGGAUUUGUUGAAAGUCCAAAUACAGUACGUGGUUGCGUGGAAGUGCGUAAUCCAUGUGAACCUAACCCAUGUGGUAUAGGAGCUCGAUGUGAUCCUAAUAGAACGCCGUCUUGUUAUUGUCCAGAAAACAUGAAAGGUAAUCCUUUCAGAUUAUGCGAACAUCACACAUAUUUACCUCCGCCUGUGUUAUGUCAACCAGGUAACUGUGGGGAAAAUGCAGACUGUUAUGUGAGUAGCAACAGAGAAAUGUGUUUCUGUAGAGUUGGUUUUGGGGGUGAUCCUUACGUUGGAUGUCAACCCCAGCGAAGUCCAUGUGAACCAAGCCCAUGCGGUCCACAGGCAGUGUGCCAGAUAAAUUACGAUCGUCAAGCUUUAUGCACUUGUCAAGAGGGCAGUACCGGUGAUCCUUAUAGCCUUGAGGGAUGUCAUUCCAGAGAAUGUGAAAUAGAUGAUGAAUGCCCUGUAGACAAAGCUUGCAUUGGGUACAUUUGUCGCAACCCUUGUCCUGGUGUUUGUGGAUUAAAUGCGAAAUGUCAUGUUGAAGCACAUCAUCCUGUUUGUGUUUGUGAAGAUGGAUUUAUAGGGAAUCCUUUACUUUGUUGUUUACCACCAGAAGAGCUAAAGAGCAAUAGACCAUGUAAUAAGGUACAAUGUGGUGUAAACGCAAUUUGUCAAGAUGUUGGCGAACAGGCCAUCUGCACUUGUCCUCCUGAUUUUAAUGGAGAUCCUACAAUCGAAUGUAAACCAGAAUGUCUCAUGAACUCUGAAUGUGCACCAAAUGAGGCUUGCAUUAAUCGAAAAUGUGCAGAUCCUUGUCUACAAAAUAACGUGUGCGGAAUAAAUGCUGUUUGUUUAUGUUCGGAUCAUACAGUAUCUUGUAUAUGCCCCGAUGGUUACAUGGGUGACCCUCAAAUUCAAUGUAUUUACAGACCUAUAAUUAUCGACUCGGACAAUUCGACUCUACAACCAUGCGCACCAAGCCCUUGUGAUCCAAAUUCACAAUGUGAAGCUUAUGGAAACAGUUUUGCUAUUUGUAAUAUUUGUAGUGCUCCCAAUGCAAUCAAUAACCCCGCAUGUCGACCUGAAUGUGUUUUAAAUUCAGACUGUUCUUUUGACAAAUUCUGCUUGAAAAAUAAAUGCGUUGAUCCUUGUUCUGGAUCUUGUGGAUUAAAUACAGAUUGUUUCGUCUAUCAUCACGACCCAAUUUGUCAAUGCAAAAAUGGUUUCGAAGGCAAUCCUUAUGAACAAUGCAAACUUGCUGUGCAACCAAUACCUUCAGAGACCUGUGACAACAUUAAAUGUGGUUCUAAUGCAGUGUGUCGAGAAUCAAACAAUGUUUUUACUUGUCAAUGUGCACCUGGUUUUUCUGGAAAUCCCUAUUUAUCGUGUAAACCAGAAUGUGUAUUAAACAGUGACUGUGCCUCUAAACUAGCCUGCAUAAAUAACAAAUGCGAAAAUCCUUGCAAGGACGUUUGUGGCUUAGGUGCAUUAUGUGAUACGAUAAACCACCAUGCUGUGUGUUACUGUCCUCCUGGUCAAACAGGCGAUCCGUAUAUAAGAUGUCAAAAUAAUCCUCAAAAUCCACCUACAUUAUCUUUAUGCGAUCCAUCUCCUUGUGGACCAUUUAGUCGUUGCCUCUUGUCAGCAUCGGGACAAGCCUUAUGCUCUUGUUUACCAGGUUUUAAAGGUGUUCCUCCAAUGUGUCAACCAAAAUGUGUCAGUAACGCAGACUGUCCCCAAAGUGAAACAUGUGUCAAUCAAAUAUGUGUAAAUCCUUGUCUUGGCAGUUGUGGGGUCGGUGCCAACUGCAUCGUCGUUAAUCACAACCCCAUCUGCAGUUGUAAAUCAGGAGAAACUGGAGAUCCCUUCGUAGUAUGUACAGCUUUUGUGGAUCAUCCCCUGGAUGAAAACAAUCCUUGUAUCCCGUCACCCUGUGGACCAAAUUCGGUGUGUGAAAUUAAAUCUAAUCAUCCGGUCUGUUCAUGUCAACCGAAUUAUUCCGGCUCACCGCCUUAUUGUAGACCAGAGUGCAUUAUAAGUCAAGAGUGUCCAUCAAAUAAAGCUUGUAUUAAUGAUAAAUGUUUGGACCCAUGCAUAGGCGCUUGUGGAAAUAAUGCCAUUUGUAAUGUUGUAAACCAUACACCCCUGUGUAGUUGUGAAGAGGGAUACAAAGGUGAUGCAUUUAUAGGAUGUAUGGCAAUACCCAAAAACGAAUCUAUAAAUGUAUGCAACCCAUCCCCUUGUGGAGAAAACACCAUUUGCACAGUGAUCAACAAUGCUGCACGAUGUUCCUGUAUUCCUCCAAACAUAGGAAAUCCUUAUGCCGGAGGUUGUAGGCCUGAGUGUGUAGUAAAUUCAGACUGUCCAAAUCACUUAUCUUGUUUAUCUAACCAUUGCCGAGAUCCGUGCAAAGAUCUAUGUGGUGUUAACGCUGAAUGCGUUGUCACAAACCAUGUUCCUGUUUGUAAGUGCUUCAGUGGAUAUGAAGGCGAUCCUUUCUCAUCUUGCCGACUCAAACAAACUCCUCCAUCACGCAACGAUCCUUGUGAUCCAUCGCCUUGUGGCCCUAAUAGCAAUUGUCACGUUGUAAGCGAUCGCGCUACCUGUUCUUGUCGAGAAGGUUACCGGGGUGCUCCACCAGCUUGUCGCCCGGAAUGCUCGGUUAAUUCUGAUUGUUCACCGAAUAAAGCCUGCAUCAAUCAGAAAUGUAAAGACCCGUGCACCCAUAGCUGCGGUCUGGAUGCCCUCUGCCAUGUAGUUGGUCAUAAUCCCAUUUGCGUUUGCCCAGACAAUUAUCCUGAAGGAGAUCCUUUUAUAAGAUGCUACAAAAAAAGUAUUACACUGCCAGCGCCCAAUCCCUGCUUGCCUUCUCCUUGCGGGCCUCAUUCAACUUGUAAGAACGAAGUUGGACGAGCUGUAUGCGCGUGCGAGCCGGGCACUUUAGGUGCUCCACCAACCUGUCGCCCACAGUGCCUAAUAAAUCAGGAUUGUCCUCUAGCUCUAGCCUGCUUAAGCGGAACUUGUGUAAAUCCUUGCGUUGGAUCUUGUGGCUUUAAUGCUCGAUGUGUUGUUCAAAAUCAUCAACCUAUUUGUUCUUGUGACGAGGGCUACACUGGCGAUCCAUUUUCGGGCUGCAAUCCACAUGAAAUUUCUAGAGAUGAUUCCCAAAGACCUUGCAAUCCAUCUCCUUGCGGACCUAAUGCCGUCUGUAAGGACAGAAACGGUUUUAUUUCUUGUGCUUGUAUAAAAAAUUUCCAUGGAGAUCCUUAUCAAGGAUGUAGACCAGAGUGUGUUAUGAAUACAGAUUGUUCUAGGGAUAAAACCUGUUUCAAUAACAAAUGUAUAGAUCCAUGUAUGGGUACUUGCGGAAUAAAUACAGAGUGUAGAGUUACGAAUCAUGCACCGUCAUGUUUUUGCUUACAAGGAUAUACUGGAAACCCACUUCAUGCAUGUUCACCUAUAAUAACUUCUUCGGAACCAAUCGACCCCUGCCACCCUUCACCAUGUGGCCCUUACAGUAAAUGUCGUACGUUUAAUAAUCACGCGGUCUGUACCUGCCUCGAUAUAUGUGUCGGUUCUCCGCCAAAUUGUCGACCUGAGUGUAUUGUUAGCACUGACUGCCGAUCUAACAAAGCAUGCAUAAACAAUAAGUGUCAGGACCCUUGUCCUGGUACAUGCGGAAUUAACGCCCAAUGCCAGGUUAUAAAUCACAACCCUAUUUGCAGUUGUUCUAGUGAUUAUACAGGAGACCCUUUUGUUAGGUGUAUUUUGGAAGACAUGCCAACCCCAAUAAAUAAUUGUUUACCCAACCCUUGCGGACCUCAUUCACAGUGCAAUGAUAAAAAUGGAGUGCCAGUUUGUUCUUGUCUUAAUAAUUAUGUUGGCCGCCCUCCCAACUGUAGACCGGAAUGUAGUAUGAACUUUGAAUGUCCAGGAAAUUUGGCUUGUAUUGCUGAAAAAUGUAUGGACCCAUGUCCGGGUUCCUGCGGUUUUCAUACGUUAUGUACCGUAGUAAAACAUAUUCCAAUAUGUACUUGUGAGAGUGGAUACACUGGCGAUCCUUUCUCAGGGUGUUCAUUGAUUCUUAACAUUGAGCCACAAGUAGAAAAUCCGUGCUCUCGGUCGCCUUGUGGGAUAAACGCGAUAUGCAAAGAAAGACAUGGUAUUGGUUCAUGUUCAUGUCUCCCAGACUAUUAUGGCGAUCCAAAUAUCGAAUGUAGGCCAGAAUGUGUGCUUAAUUCAGAUUGUCCUAAAGAAAAAGCUUGUGUAAACAAUAAGUGUAAAGAUCCAUGUCCCGGAGUCUGUGGCAUGAACGCUGAAUGUCGCGUGCAUAAUCAUGCCCCAUCUUGUGCUUGCGCACCAGAAUACGAGGGAAAUCCAUUUACCGCUUGCCACAAAAGUGUAGUUGAAACUAAAACAGAUCCAUGUUUACCCUCACCUUGUGGACCCUAUAGCCUUUGUCGCUCUAGUAAUGGUCAUGCUAUUUGUUCAUGCCAAGAAAAUUAUUUUGGCUCACCUCCCAAUUGCCGUCCUGAGUGUAUGGUCAGCAGCGAUUGUAUGCCAAGUAUGGCUUGCAUUAAUUCUAAAUGUGUAGAUCCAUGCAUUGGUGUCUGUGGCAAUAAAGCUCAAUGCACUGUUGUAAACCAUAAUGCCUUAUGUAGCUGUCCUACAAAUUAUGUUGGUGAUCCAUUUGUUAAUUGCGUUUAUAAUAAAAAACCAGAAACGAGGCCAUCAGUUAACACAUGUAUACCAAAUCCUUGUGGACCUAAUUCACAAUGCCGCAUUGUAGGCGAGACUCCAGCUUGUUCAUGCAAAGCUGGUUAUAUUGGUCGUGCACCAAAUUGUCGACCAGAAUGUAUUUACGAUGAAGAUUGUUCCAGUAACUUGGCUUGUAUUCGAGAAAAGUGUAUGAGCCCUUGUGAUGGCUCCUGUGGCUCAAAUGCUAAUUGUGUAGUAAUUUCGCACAAAGCAGUUUGUCACUGUCGUGAAAGUUAUACUGGGGAUCCGUUUAGCGGUUGCUAUUUUAUUGUGACUGUACCGAGUGAAGAAGAAAUAAAUCCAUGCACAUUAUCGCCUUGUGGUCCUAAUGCGAAAUGCACAGAAAGAAAUAAUGCUGGAGCUUGUACUUGCUUACCAGGAUAUUUUGGCGAUCCAUAUCUAGGCUGCCGCCCUGAAUGCGUAACGAAUAAUGAUUGUGAUAUAAAUAAAUCUUGUUCAAAUAACAAAUGUGUUGAUCCUUGCCAAGGAGCAUGUGGAAUUAAUUCAUUAUGCAGUGUGUCACAUCAUACUCCAAUUUGUCACUGCAUUGAAGGAUAUGAAGGAAAUCCUAUGGUUUCUUGUCAUCCUCAAAGAAAACCCAUACAACAUGAUAUUAAUCCGUGUGUACCAUCACCAUGUGGACCUUUUAGCCAAUGUAAAGAAGUAGAAGGACAUGGAGUAUGCUCUUGCGAGGAGGGAUAUGUUGGUAGUCCACCAACAUGUAGGCCAGAAUGUAUUAUAAGUUCGGAUUGUCCCCAACAUGAAGCUUGUAUAAAACAAAAAUGCAAAAAUCCAUGUCCCGGUACAUGUGGUCUCAACGCACGUUGCCAAGUUAUAAACCAUAAUCCAAUAUGUACCUGCAAAGCAGGCUUUACUGGUGAUCCAUUCGUUGCGUGCCAAUUAGAACAAAAAUCUAUCUUUACUGGACCUAAAGGGAACCCAUGCAUACCUUCACCAUGUGGUCCACAUUCUCAGUGUAAAGUAGUUGGAGAAGCGCCUGCAUGUUCAUGCUUGCCAAAUUAUAUCGGUAUCGCUCCUAAUUGUCGACCCGAAUGUUCUAUCAAUGCGGAAUGUCCGGGUAAUCUUGCAUGUCAGCAUGAAAAAUGUGUAGACCCUUGCCCAGGCUCUUGUGGUUUUAACGCCGAGUGUUCUGUGGCACAUCAUGUAGCGUUGUGCAACUGUUUACCAGGUUAUACUGGUGAUCCGUUUAGUGGAUGUUCGUUUAUUGAGUACGUUUCAGAACCACCGCCGAACCCAUGUCACCCUUCACCAUGUGGAGCAAACGCACAGUGUAAAGAACGUAAUGGAGUGGGUUCCUGUUCCUGCUUACCAGAAUAUUUCGGAGAUCCAUAUACUGGUUGUCGUCCUGAAUGUGUAUCAAAUUCAGAUUGCGACCGCAAUAAGGCAUGUUCAAACAACAGAUGUAAGGACCCCUGUCCAGGAGCCUGUGGAAUAAAUGCAGAGUGUCGGACUGUUAAUCACUCCCCAACAUGUACUUGUCUUUCUGAAUAUACUGGAAAUCCACUUAUAAAAUGUGAACUAGAAACUAUUCAACCAGGAAAAGAUGUCCAACUAGACCCUUGUCAACCGUCUCCAUGCGGCCCGAACAGUUUAUGCCGAGCAGUUAAUGGUCACAGUGUCUGUACGUGUCAAGUUGGAUAUAUAGGAACGCCACCAACGUGUAAACCAGAGUGCAUUGUUAGUUCUGAAUGCGCGCAAGAUAAAGCUUGUGUUAAUAAAAAAUGCGUUGAUCCGUGUCCAAACACCUGUGGCCUUAAUGCUAGAUGUCAAGUAGUGACUCACAAUCCCAUUUGUAGCUGUACAUCUGGUUUUACGGGUGAUCCUUUCACAAAAUGUAUUCCUGAAGAGAGAACUGCACCAGCUAAUCCAUGUGUCCCGUCUCCUUGUGGGCCAAAUUCAGAAUGUCGUGUGAUUGGAGAUCAAGCUGCGUGCUCUUGCUUACCAAACUAUAUUGGUAGAGUACCUAAUUGCAGACCUGAGUGCACUCUUGAUGCAGAAUGUCCGAGUAAUACUGCUUGCAUCAAUGAACGCUGCAAAAAUCCAUGCCUAGGAGCAUGCGGAUUAAAUGCAAUUUGUUUAACAGUCAAUCAUAAGCCAAUGUGUACGUGUCAACAAGGUUUUACUGGAGACGCUUCUAAGAGCUGCACUCAAAUUUUGAUAUCCUCAACUGAAAUGACUCCAACGUCGAGUCCAUGUACUCCAUCACCAUGUGGCCCGAAUGCUGAAUGCAGGGAAUACAAUGGCGCAGGAGCUUGUUUCUGCUCCGAAGGCUACGAAGGUGAUCCAUACAAUAAUCAAGGUUGCCGAAGGGAAUGUGAAAAUAAUGAUGACUGUGCAUAUAACUUGGCUUGCACGCGAUUUAAAUGUAUCGACCCUUGUCCUAAAACAUGUGGACAAUUAGCUCAAUGCGUAGUAGAAAAACAUGUUCCUGUUUGUUCAUGUCCUAUUGGAUAUACAGGGGAUCCGUUUUUCCAGUGCAGAGAAAUACUUUUAGAACCUAUUCCAGUAGGAAAUCCGUGCGAACCUACUCCUUGUGGACCUAAUAGUCAAUGUAGACAAGUUAACAUGCAGGCAGUUUGUUCAUGUCUUCCAAACUACGUAGGAUCUCCGCCAUCUUGUAGACCUGAAUGCAUUGUUAAUAGUGAAUGUGAUACCUCUAAAGCAUGUAUUAAUCAAAAAUGCGAUGAUCCUUGUCCAAACACUUGCGGCCUGAGAGCUCAUUGUCUAGUAAAGAGUCAUAAUCCAAUAUGUACCUGUCCAAUUGGAAUGACAGGAGAUCCCUUUACACAAUGUUAUACAAUUCCACCAACUACUGAGCGCCCACCUUCUUGUAGUCCAUCGCCCUGUGGACCACAUUCUCGUUGCCAACUAUUAGCAAGUGGACCAGCAUGUUCAUGUUUACCCGGUUAUAUUGGUUCUCCACCAAGCUGCCGUCCUGAAUGUACUAUUAAUUCUGAAUGUCCAGCCUCACUUGCUUGUGUCCGACAAAAGUGUGAAGAUCCCUGUCCUGGUUCAUGCGGCAUUGAGGCUAAUUGCCACGUAUUGAAUCAUGUUGCCGUUUGUGUCUGCAAUGAAGGUUUUACUGGAGAUCCUUUCUUAAGAUGUUUACCAAGCAGUGAAGCGCCUACCACACCAACUCCAACAGACCCUUGUACACCGUCUCCAUGUGGACCAAAUGCUCAAUGUAAUAAUGGCUUUUGUACUUGUUUACCUGACUACAGAGGUAAUCCUUACGAAUCCUGUAGACCUGAAUGUACUGGAAGUCAGGAAUGUCCCAGAGAUAAAGCUUGUUUUAGAAACAAAUGUCAAGAUCCCUGUCCAGGUGUAUGUGGCCAAAACGCGAAGUGUGAUGUCAUAAACCAUAUACCUAGUUGUUCAUGUAUAUCAGAUUAUACUGGUAAUCCAUUUACACAUUGCCAACCAAUAGAAAAGGUUGCAACGCCUUUAGAACCUUGCCACCCAUCACCUUGUGGACCAAAUAGUAUUUGUAAAACAGUCGACAACGCUGCUGUUUGUGCGUGUCUUGAGGGCUUUCAAGGUGCUCCCCCGGCUUGUAGACCAGAAUGUAUCGUUAGUUCGGAAUGUCCUUCCACAAAAGCUUGUGUAAAUCGUAAAUGUAUCAACCCUUGUAUAAACUCCUGUGGCAUAUCAGCUCGAUGUGAAGUCAUAAAUCAUAGCCCAAUCUGUAGUUGUAGUCCACUUCAGACAGGAGAUCCUUUUAAGAGCUGUCACGAUGUUGUGUCUCGAGUACCAGAAUCUACGGAUGCUUGUAAUCCUUCCCCUUGCGGCCCAAACGCACAGUGUAUGGAAAGAAAUGGAAAAGCUAAUUGUAGAUGUGAAGAAGACUAUGUUGGUCAACCACCAAACUGUAGACCAGAAUGCGUCAUAAACCCAGAUUGCCCAUCUAACCAAGCUUGUGUUAGAAAUAAAUGUAUAGAUCCUUGUCCAGGAUCUUGUGGUAUUAAUGCUGACUGUAUCAUUGUUAGUCAUACAGUAUCCUGUAUUUGCAAAGAAAAAUAUACUGGAAAUCCAUUCGUACAAUGUAUUUUACUAGAAGAGAAUGUUAUGAAACCUUGUGAUCCAUCACCGUGUGGAGCUAAUGCAGUUUGCACUCAAAGAGAUGGCGCUGGUGCUUGCUCAUGUUUAGAGGGAUAUCAAGGAAAUCCUUAUGAAAGCUGCCGUCCUGAAUGUGUUCUAAGUUCCGAUUGUUCAGCCGAUAAAGCUUGUAUAAGAAAUAAAUGUGCAGAUCCUUGUCCAGGAAUUUGUGGAACUUUUGCCGAAUGUACAGUUGUAAACCAUGUCCCAACAUGUGCUUGUGUCAAAGGCUAUUCAGGAAAUCCAUUUGUGCAAUGUACUAAAAAUGAACCAGUCCAAAACAUCAGACCAUGCCAACCAUCCCCUUGCGGACCCAAUAGUAUAUGCAGAGAAAAUGGCGAACUAGCAUCUUGUGAAUGUCUUCCAGAUUAUAGAGGGGCCCCACCUGAUUGUCGCCCUGAAUGUACUGUUAGUAGUGAAUGUCCAUCUGAUCGCGCUUGCCAUAAAUUAAAAUGUGCUGAUCCUUGCAGAGGCACUUGUGGCUUAGGAGCUCACUGUCAAGUUAUAAAUCAUAGUCCAUUGUGUAGUUGUCCGGCUGGUACAACUGGAGAUCCAUUUAGUUCCUGUCGAGAAAUACAAUUUUCAGUUAUAGAAAAACCAUUAGAACCAUGUCAACCAAACCCCUGUGGACCGUACGGUGAAUGUCGAGCUGUCAAUGGCAAUCCAUCUUGUAGCUGUAUCACGGGUUACGUGGGUGCUCCGCCGAACUGUAGACCAGAAUGUCUUGUGAAUACAGAUUGUCCGUCGCAACAAGCAUGUAUAGCAGAAAAAUGUCGAAAUCCUUGUGAAGGGUCCUGUGGUUUUAAAGCAGAGUGCAGAGUUCAAAACCAUAUUCCUAUAUGUAGCUGCCCUACAAGCUUUUCUGGAGACCCAUUCAUACAGUGCACAAAAGUAAUAGAAACACCAAAGGUUGAAUCUGAUCCAUGCAACCCAUCACCGUGUGGUAGUAACGCUCUAUGUGAUGGAGGAUCUUGUUCAUGUGCGCCCGGGUACUUUGGCGAUCCUUACACAGGCUGUCGAUUAGAAUGUACUACAAACGGAGAAUGUGCACCUACUCGUGCUUGUCAAGGCGGAAAGUGUGUUGACCCAUGCCCUGGAGCCUGUGGUACAGGAGCAGUAUGCUCUGUUAAUAAUCAUGUACCAUCGUGCACUUGUCCUCCUCAUACUUCAGGAGAUCCAUUCGCAUUUUGUUCAGAAAUAAUUAGACAAGAACCUGUAUCACCAUGUAGUCCCUCACCGUGUGGUCCUCAUAGCGAGUGUGCUGUGAGCUCCAAUGGUGCAGCGGCUUGUUCCUGUCGUUCAGGACACAUUGGAUCUCCUCCGUCAUGUCGACCUGAAUGUCUUGUAAGCUCCGAGUGUAAACUACAACUCGCAUGUAUCGAUAGAAAAUGCCGAGAUCCGUGUGAAGGCGCGUGCGGUCGUGGAGCUCGAUGCCAAGUUAUAGCCCAUUCUCCUAUUUGCACUUGUAAUGACGAUUUUACUGGAGAUCCAUUCACUUAUUGCUAUCCAGCUCCGGUUCAAGCAGAUGUUGUGGUAGAUCCUUGUCAACCAUCUCCGUGUGGACCUAAUUCAAUUUGUGUAAAAACUGGAGAUACACCAGCUUGUUCAUGUCAACCCGGUUUCAUUGGAGCUCCACCAAAUUGCCGACCUGAAUGUACGAUCAGUGCGGAGUGCCCGGCAACGCUUGCUUGUAUAUCUCAAACCUGUAAGAACCCUUGCAAUCAAGCUUGUGGACCAGGAGCAAUAUGUUCAGUUAUUGACCACCGAGCUACAUGUGCAUGUGAGCCUGGCAUGGAGGGUGAUCCCUUCCAAGGUUGUUCACGAUCAAAAGCUCCCCCAAAACCUGAAUACCUUAAUCCAUGUGAACCAUCACCUUGCGGUGUUAAUGCGGAAUGUAAUGUACAAGGAAACGCUGGAUCAUGUACUUGCCUACCUGACUAUUUUGGUGAUCCAUAUCAAGGCUGUAGACCGGAAUGUGUAGUCGAUGCUGAUUGUCCAUUAACUUUAGCUUGUAAUAGAAAUAAAUGUACCGAUCCUUGUCCUGGAAUAUGUGGGCAAAAUGCUGUAUGUUACGUUGCAAAUCAUAAACCAUCUUGUACAUGCGAGACGGGCUACACGGGAAAUCCACUUUCCAUGUGUUCUAAAAUUCGUAACGAUUUAGUUUCAUCACCAAAUGUCUGUAAUCCAUCACCGUGUGGAGCCAAUGCGAUUUGUAAAGAAAUUAACAGUCAACCUGUUUGUUCUUGUUUAACUAACUACAUUGGCACUCCACCGAACUGUAAACCGGAAUGUGUUGUUAAUUCCGAAUGUAAACCAACAAAAGCCUGUGUUAACAACAGAUGUAUUAAUCCUUGUCCCAAACCUUGUGGCAAAGAUGCUGAAUGUAAAGUUAUAAACCACAGCCCUGUUUGUUCUUGCCGCCAGGGCUAUUCAGGAAAUCCUUUCACAAUGUGUACCCAAAUAUUACAUACCACGUCAACUUCAAUAACACCGUCAAACCCAUGUGUUCCUUCACCCUGUGGCCUUUAUGCUGAAUGCCGCAUAAAAGAUGGUUUGGCAUCGUGUUCUUGUCUUCCUUCAUAUACAGGAUCACCUCCAUUUUGCAAAUCUGAGUGUACUAUCCAUUCCGACUGCCCUAGUAACCAGGCAUGUAUAGCGGAAAAGUGUAGGAAUCCUUGUGAUGGUGCAUGUGGAGUGUAUGCAAACUGUUUUGUACACAACCAUGUACCGGUUUGUUUGUGUGCGGAGGAUUUCACUGGUGAUCCAUUUAGAGAAUGUAGACCAAAACCUCUACAAGACACAACAACCAUUCCUUCGAUCUCGGAUCCUUGUCAAAAAAAUCAAUGUGGACCAAACACUAAGUGUGACAAUGGAGUUUGUUCUUGUUUAUUGGGUUAUCAUGGGGAUCCAUACCUGGGCUGUCGACCAGAAUGUAUAUAUAGCACAGACUGUCCCCAAAACAAAGGAUGUCGACUCAACAAGUGUGUAGAUCCUUGUGAAAAUACUUGUGGUAUAAAUGCUCAAUGCAAUGUCAUCAACCAUAUUCCUAUGUGCACCUGUCCAGAAGGAAUGAGUGGCAGUGCCUUUAUUGAAUGUCGACCGGUUGCAGUAUUGAACAUAAAUCCAUGCAAUCCAUCACCCUGUGGGCCAAACAGUCAAUGUCAACAUUCUAACGGGCAAGCGGUCUGUUCUUGUCUGCCGGGCUAUCGUAGUAGUCCUCCGACCUGCAGACCUGAAUGUGUAAUAAGCUCUGAAUGCCCAUUAAACGAAGCAUGUCAAAAUGAAAAAUGCGUUAAUCCUUGUGUUGGAGCUUGUGGAGUUGCUGCUUUGUGUGAAGUUAUAAAUCAUAAUCCAAUCUGCACAUGUCCACCAAAAUUUACGGGUGACCCAUUUAUAAGGUGUUAUAUAAGAGUCGAACCACAAAUUCAAAGUGACCCAUGUGAACCUUCUCCGUGUGGGCCUCAUUCUACCUGCAGAAUAAGUGGAGAGAGUCCAGUAUGUGCUUGUUUAAUUGGCUAUAAAGGAACUCCUCCUAAUUGUAGACCAGAAUGUGUUAGCAACAACGAAUGUGAUUAUAAUUUAGCCUGCGUUGAUAAUAAAUGUAGUGAUCCGUGUAGAGGUACUUGUGGUAUCAAUGCUGAGUGUAGAGUAGUUAAUCAUUCACCAAUGUGCAUAUGUGAGAUGGGAUUCAUUGGAGAUGCUUAUUCACAAUGUAAUCCUGUUAUAGUACAAAACGAAAUUUUAAGACCAUGUGAGCCGAGCCCCUGUGGUUCUAAUGCUGUUUGUAGAGAACAAGGAGGGGUAGGGGCCUGUCAAUGUUUAAGUGGAUACUUUGGCAAUCCAUAUGAAGGCUGUCGGCCGGAAUGUUUGGUUAAUACUGACUGUCCAUUAAAUAAGGCUUGUUCACAAAUGAAGUGCAUAGAUCCUUGUCCAGGUACAUGUGGGGUUAAUGCACUUUGUCAAACUAAUAACCAUUUGCCAAAUUGUAUAUGUCAAGCUGGUUAUACUGGAAAUCCCUUCAGUCAUUGUAGGAUAUUACAAGAACCUGAAGCAGUCAAGGAAGAAAAUCCUUGUAAUCCAUCUCCUUGUGGUGCAAAUAGUCAAUGCAAAGAAAUAAAUAAACAAGCAGUUUGUUCCUGUUUACCUAAUUUUAAUGGCUACCCACCAAAUUGCCGCCCCGAAUGUAUUGUAAGUUCGGAAUGCCCUCCGAACUUAGCGUGCUCUAACCAAAAGUGCACAGAUCCUUGUUUGGGCACGUGUGGAGAAAAUGCAAAUUGUAAUGUAAUUAAUCAUAGCCCAAUUUGUGCUUGUAAAACUGGAUUGACAGGAAAUCCGUUCACUCGGUGUUUCCCCAUUAAAGUUUCAGAAACUUACGACAUUGCUCAAUCUCGUGAUCCUUGUUUAUCUUCCCCUUGCGGACUUUAUGCAGAAUGUCGUGAGGUAAAAGGUUCGGUUUCAUGCACAUGUCAAGAUGGUUUUAUUGGUAGUCCACCUAAUUGCCGACCAGAAUGUACAAUAAACUCAGAAUGUCCGAGUGACAAGGCAUGCAUUAAUGAAAAAUGUCGAGAUCCUUGUAUUGGCGCCUGUGGGCUUAACGCAAAAUGCAGUGUAUUUAAUCACAUCGCCGAAUGUAGUUGUCUCGAUCAGUACAAAGGAGACCCAUUUACAAGAUGUGAAUUCAUUGUUUUUGAAGAAGAUGUAACGCAGUUGGACCCUUGUAAUCCGUCCCCAUGUGGUUCUAAUGCAGAAUGUCAUAAUGGCGAAUGUACGUGUUUACCUGAAUACUCAGGUGAUCCCUAUUUCGGUUGCCGACCAGAAUGCCUCGUGAACAGUGACUGUCCAAUGAAUAAAGCGUGCAUCAAAAGUAAAUGUGUCGACCCAUGUGUUAAUACCUGCGGAAUACAAGCAAACUGUAAUGUUUACAACCACAUACCAAUGUGCACUUGCAUACCAGGUUAUUCUGGAAACGCUUUCAUUGAAUGUAGGAAGAUAAUAGUCACAGAAGAACUUAGACCAUGCAUUCCUUCUCCUUGUGGUCCAAAUAGUCAGUGUAGAGAAAUUAACGGUCAAGCUGUGUGCACUUGUUUAGCCGGUUACCACGGAGCUCCACCUACUUGCAGGCCCGAAUGUGUAACUAGUUCCGAGUGUGCACUUAAUAAAGCUUGUUCAGGACAGAGAUGUAUAGAUCCAUGUAGUGGCAAUUGCGGAAUCGGUGCCAUUUGUGAAGUAGUACACCACAACCCUAUUUGCUCUUGUCCCACUGAUACAACUGGAGAUCCAUUCACUAGAUGUAUACAAAAAGAUGUAACAGAAGAAAUUCGAGUAAACCCCUGUGAACCGUCACCCUGUGGACCAUAUUCUAUUUGCAAAGAAAUCGGAGGAUUCCCAUCAUGUGCUUGCCUUGAUCAGUUUAUAGGAGCACCACCAAAUUGUCGACCUGAGUGUAUCGCAAAUAGUGAAUGUCCCAAUGAAUUAGCCUGUAUCAACCAAAAGUGCAAAGAUCCUUGCCUCGGUUCUUGUGGUACUGCAGCAGAAUGUCGAGUGAUAAGUCAUUCCCCUCAGUGUUAUUGUUUACCUGGCUACAGUGGUGAUGCUUUCAUUGAAUGUCGGGUUAUUGACGUGCCACUGAACCCAUGUUCUCCAUCGCCGUGCGGUUCUAAUGCUAUAUGCAAACAAUUGAAAGGGGCUGGUUCAUGUGUAUGCUUACCAGAAUAUGAAGGAAAUCCUUAUGAGGGUUGUCGCCCUGAAUGUGUUGUCAAUUCAGACUGUCCGUCAAACUUAGCUUGCAUGCAAAAUAAAUGUAGAAAUCCAUGUGGGAACAUUUGCGGCCUUAAUGCUCUUUGUAACGUCAUCAAUCAUAUCCCUAAAUGCGAAUGUGCACCAGGAACUACAGGUAGUCCACACCAAGAAUGUCGUGAUAUUUUAAAAGAUAUACCCGUAAAAAACAAAACUCCGUGUUUACCAUCGCCAUGCGGGCCAUAUAGUAUAUGUAAAGCAGUAAACGAACAAUCAGUGUGUACCUGUCAACCAGAGUAUAAAGGUUCUCCACCUAAUUGCAAACCGGAGUGCCUCAUCAGUGCUGAAUGCAGUCAACAGGAAGCUUGCAUAAAUCAAAAAUGUAAAAAUGCUUGCGAAGGUGUAUGUGGAGUUAACACGGAAUGUAAAGUAAUAAAUCAUAGCCCAAUUUGUACCUGUAGUCCUCAACACACGGGAGAUCCGUUUACUAGGUGUUAUAGAGAACCUGAAAUGCUGCCGGUUUCAAGAAAUCCCUGUCUACCGUCUCCUUGCGGUCCAUUUUCGUUUUGUAUGGAUUUCAAUGGGCUUCCGUCUUGUUCUUGUUUACAAAAAUACAUCGGUACGCCGCCGAAUUGCCGACCGGAAUGUACCAUAAAUUCAGACUGUUCCAGCGAUAAAGCUUGUAUUAAUGAGAGGUGUAUCGAUCCAUGCCCAGGCUCAUGUGGUAUAAACGCUGAGUGUAGGGUACAAAGCCAUGUUUCUAUAUGUACUUGUAACAAUGGUUACACUGGAGAUCCAUUCGUAGAAUGUUCACUAAAAAAACAGAAUGAACCUAUUGAAGUAAAUCCUUGUAAUCCAUCGCCUUGCGGAUCAAAUGCAGUCUGUAACGAUGGAAUUUGCUCUUGUUUACCUGAAUAUAAUGGUGACCCAUACUUUGCCUGUCGUCCAGAAUGCACAAUCAGUUCAGAAUGUCCAUUACAUUUGGCUUGUGUUAGACAACGUUGUGUAAAUCCUUGUAACAAUACUUGUGGCGUGAAUGCCGUCUGUGAGGUUGUCAAGCAUAUGGCUAUAUGUACAUGUCCACCCAAAACCACAGGCAAUGCAUUUGUUAGGUGCAGUCCCAUCAAAGAAACUAUUGUUCAAAACCCCUGUCAGCCAAGCCCUUGCGGACCUUUCAGCCAGUGCAGGGAAUAUAACAAUCAGCCAGUAUGUUCAUGCAUGCCCGAAUACCUCGGCACACCUCCAGCCUGUCAUCCGGAAUGUGUUAUGAGUUCUGACUGUCCGUUAAAUAAAGCAUGUAGUAAUCAGAAAUGCAUUAAUCCAUGUGAAGGUGCUUGUGGAUUUGCAGCUCUUUGUCAAGUCAUAAAUCAUAACCCUAUAUGCACAUGCCCAUCUAAAAUGACGGGAGAUCCUUUUACGAGAUGUAUAAUAAUACCACUCGCUGAGCCUGUAGUAAGUGGAAACCCAUGUCAACCAUCACCGUGUGGACCAAAUUCAAUAUGUCAACCAAACCAAUCGGAAACCCCAACUUGCCAAUGUUUGCCAGAUUAUAUUGGUUCACCGCCUAAUUGUCGACCAGAAUGUAUAUCUAACUCUGAAUGUGAAUUACAUCUGGCUUGUAUUAACAAAAAAUGCAAGGAUCCCUGUUUACAAGCCUGUGGAAUAAAUGCAAAGUGUCAAGUUGUAAGUCACACCGCAGCCUGUGUGUGUCCUGAGGGUUAUAGUGGCGACGCCGCGGUUCAAUGUACUCUUAAUGCUCUGCUUCCAAGUAGUCCUCUUUCGCCUUGUACUCCGUCACCCUGUGGGACGAAUGCUGAAUGUCGGGAAAAAUCAGGAGCUGGUGCAUGCUUCUGCAUUAAUGGGUACUUCGGUAAUCCAUACCAAAACUGUCACCCAGAAUGUGUAGUGAACACAGAUUGUCCUAGUAACAAAGCUUGUACACGUAAUAAAUGUAUCGAUCCUUGUCCAGGUACAUGUGCAUUGAAUGCAGAAUGUCAAGUAGUAAAUCAUUCACCAUUAUGUACUUGUCGACCAUCGUACACAGGUGAUCCUUUCCGACAGUGUGUUUUAAGAAUAAACGAUGACCUGCCUACCAAUCCUUGUCAACCCUCGCCAUGUGGACCAAACAGUCAAUGCCGAAUUUCAAACGGUGUAAGUGUAUGCUCAUGCUUGCCUGAAUACCAUGGAUCGCCUCCAAACUGCAGACCUGAAUGUGUAGUAAGCUCCGAGUGUUCAUCAGAAAACACUUGUGUCAAUCAGAAAUGUAUUUCUCCUUGCCCUGGACCCUGUGGUAAAAACACAGAUUGUAGAGUGAUUAACCAUAGUCCUAUAUGUACUUGCAAAGAUAAAUAUACUGGGGAUCCUUUUUCAAGUUGUUAUAAAAUUAUAGCUCCUGAUCGAGUCUUGACUACAAUAGAUCCAUGUGUACCGUCACCAUGUGGAGCAAACUCACAGUGUCAGAACCGUAAUGGCCUUCCAUCCUGUUCCUGUCAGCCAAAUUAUUUUGGUAGUCCACCUAACUGCCGACCAGAAUGUGUUGUAAAUGAGGAUUGCGCAAGUGAUUUGGCCUGCAUUGGUCUUAAGUGCAGUGACCCUUGUUCCGGAUCAUGUGGUCUCAAUGCUAACUGUCAUGUUAUGAAUCAUAUUGCAGUUUGUACCUGUAAUGAGGGUUACACUGGAAAUGCAUUCACACAAUGUAAUCCGGUACCUAUAAAAGUUGAACCUGACAUCUGUAAAUGCGGUGCAAAUGCUGAAUGCGACGGAGAAAAGUGCAAGUGUCUUCCAGAAUUUCACGGUGACCCGUAUGAUAGCUGUCGACCUGAAUGCGUUCUGAAUUCUGACUGCGAUAGAAAUUUAGCCUGUAUUAAUAACAAAUGUGUGAAUCCCUGUUCAGGAAUUUGUGCAGCGACUGCUUUAUGUAAUGUUGUUAAUCAUAUACCAAUGUGCAGCUGUCCUGAACGUACAACUGGGAAUGCUUUCUUAGAGUGUCGACCAGUAUUACCUACAGAAUCAGUCAACGUUAAUCCAUGUAACCCAUCUCCUUGUGGUCCGAACAGUCAGUGUAGACAAGUAAAUGGUCAAGCAGCUUGUUCUUGCGCUCCAAAUACUAUUGGUACCCCACCAGCUUGUCGUCCUGAAUGCACAAUUAGUGCCGAAUGUCGACUAGAUCAAGCGUGUAGUAAUCAACGUUGUAUCAAUCCAUGUGCCGCUUCAUGCGGCAUAAACGCUGAAUGUAAAGUAGUAAACCAUAAUCCCGUCUGUUCUUGUCCUUCGUCUUUCACCGGAGAUCCGUUUACACGUUGCUUUAAACAAGCUGAAAAGUUACCAGAACGAAUUGAUCUAUGCACACCUUCACCAUGUGGUCCAAAUUCGUUAUGCCAGGAAAUAAACGAAGUCCCAUCAUGCACUUGUUUAGAUGGUUAUCAUGGUCAACCUCCAUAUUGUAAACCGGAAUGCACAAGUAAUGAAGAAUGUUUACCAAGCUUAGCCUGUAUACAUAUGAAAUGUAAAAAUCCAUGUGAAAACAUAUGUGGUUCGAAUGCUGAAUGCAAAGUAGUCAGUCAUUCGCCAAUAUGUUUGUGUGCUUUUGGGUACACAGGUGAUCCAUUUUUUGGUUGUACCAAAGAGAUUUUAAAUGCUGAAAUAGAAGUAACCCCUUGUUCACCAUCUCCUUGUGGGUCGAAUGCAAUAUGCAAAGAAAAACAAAAUGCUGGCUCAUGUAGUUGCAUUGAAGGUUAUCUAGGAAAUCCUUAUGAAGGAUGUCGACCUGAGUGCGUUGUCAAUACUGAUUGUCCCUCAAAUAAAGCUUGUGUUAGUAACAAAUGUAAAGAUCCUUGUCCGGGUAGUUGUGGCGCAAAUGCUUUGUGCCAAAUAGUAAAUCACUUACCCUUAUGUACCUGUUUAAGUGGUUACACUGGGGAUCCAUUUAAAUAUUGCGUCUAUCAAGAGUCACGUCCUACAAAAAUUCCUGUGGAUGUGUGUUAUCCAUCACCUUGUGGACCUAACAGCCAAUGUAAAGAGAGCAAUGGUCAAGCAAUCUGUUCGUGCCUAGCUGGAUAUGAUGGAGUACCGCCAAAUUGUCGACCUGAAUGUGUCGUAAGUUCAGAAUGUGUUCCAGAAAAAGCGUGCAUUAAUAACAAAUGUGUUAAUCCAUGCCCUAAACCAUGCGGAGUUAAUACACAUUGCCAAGUCAUCAACCAUAGUCCAAUAUGUUCCUGUAGGGGUUCCUUCACAGGAGAUCCAUUCACCUUGUGCACGCCAAUAAAGCAUGAAGAAGUUGUUUACGACAAAAAUGUAUGUUUACCGUCACCGUGUGGUCCAAAUGCUGAAUGUCGUCAAAUUGGAAAUUCCCCGUCAUGUUCUUGCCUUCCAAACUUUAUCGGUAGCCCACCGAACUGUCGACCUGAAUGUAGCAUCCACGCUGAUUGCUCCACAAACCAAGCCUGUAUUAAUUCAAAAUGCCAAGAUCCUUGUCCAGGAUCGUGCGGUACAUCAGCUUUAUGUGAAGUACACAACCACAUUCCCAUAUGCACGUGUAUCGAAGGAUACGUUGGAGACCCAUUUACGAGUUGUAAACCUCAACCAUUGCAAGUGGAACCCGUCGUUAUAGAUUCAUGCACAAAUGUAAGAUGUGGAUCGAACGCAGAAUGCAAUGAUGGACAAUGUCAGUGUAUACCGGAAUAUCACGGUGAUCCAUAUUUUAAUUGUCGCCCAGAAUGUGUCUUUAGCUCGGAUUGCGAUGUCACUAAAGCUUGUGUUCAACAAAAAUGCAUCGACCCUUGCAUAGGAACGUGUGGAAUUAAUGCAAUAUGCCAAGUAAUAAAUCAUAUUCCUAUGUGUUCAUGCAGCAAUGGAUUUUCUGGAAAUGCAUUUGUUGUUUGCAAUCCAGUAAAAGUUUCCGUCUCUGAACAUCCCUGCACUACUACAAUUUGUGGACCGAACAGUCAAUGUCGCGAAGUAAACAAUCAAGCUGUUUGUUCUUGUUUACCCAAUUACUUAGGUGUACCGCCCGCUUGUAGGCCAGAAUGUGUAGUAGAUGCUGAAUGUCUUCAAAAUCAAGCAUGUAUUAAUCAGAAAUGUGUAAAUCCUUGCAUUGGAUCUUGUGGACUAAGAGCUAAAUGCGAAGUAAUAAACCAUAACCCAAUAUGCGCCUGUCCAAGUGGAUUUUCUGGUGAUCCAUUUGUUGCAUGUUCUAUCAUUUCAAAUAUUCGAGUUCCUUUGGUAAACCCUUGUCUACCUUCUCCAUGCGGUCCAAAUUCGAUCUGUGAAGAAAUACAAGGACAGCCAUCUUGUCGCUGUAUGCCAGAAUUUAAAGGUCAACCACCAUUCUGUAAACCUGAAUGCGUAAGCAAUAGCGAGUGUUCAUCACACUUGGCAUGUGUCAAUCAAAAAUGUAAAGAUCCCUGCAUUAAUGCAUGUGGUAUAAAUGCUGAAUGUAGAGUAGUGAGUCAUUCUGCAAUGUGUGUGUGUCCUCAAGGGUACGAAGGUGACCCAUUUUCGCAAUGUUCUAUAAGAACAGCUAUAGAAAUAUUAACACCAUGUUCGCCAUCUCCCUGUGGAACUAAUGCGAUUUGCGAAGAACGUAACCAUGUCGGAUCUUGUAAAUGUAACGAAGGUUACUUUGGCAAUCCUUACGAAAGUUGCAGACCUGAGUGUGUAUCUGACUCUGAUUGCCCAGGAAAUAGGGCUUGUAUUAAUAUGAAAUGUCAAGAUCCUUGUCCGGGAACCUGUGGCUUGAAUGCCGAAUGUACUACUAUUAAUCAUAAGCCAACAUGUGUAUGCAUAUCGGGUUAUACUGGCGAUGCUUUCCGGAAAUGUUCUGUUGUACCACUAAAAGAUGACACACCUGUGAACCUAUGCUAUCCUUCUCCGUGUGGUCCGAAUAGCCAAUGUAAAAUAAUAAAUGAGAAAGCGAUCUGUAGCUGCCUGCCUAAUUACAUUGGUCUACCACCGUCAUGUAAACCCGAGUGUAGUCUCAGUUCAGACUGCAGUUCAGAUAAAGCUUGUAUCAAUCAAAAAUGUUCGAACCCAUGUCCCGGUCCUUGUGGACACCUAGCAGAUUGUCGCGUGAUCCACCAUAAUCCCAUUUGUAGUUGUUUACCAGGAUUGACGGGAGACCCCUUCACACGAUGCUAUACUAGACCAGUUGUUCAUGCUCAAAUAGAUGAAAUAAAGGAUCCGUGUGUACCGAGUCCUUGUGGCUUAAAUUCUCAGUGUCGUAAUAUAGACGGACAAGCCGCUUGCUCCUGCUCAGCUGGUUACCUCGGUAGCCCUCCUAAUUGUAGACCAGAAUGUACAACCAAUCAAGACUGUAUCGGAUCUCUAUCCUGUAUUAAUGAAAAGUGCAUCGAUCCUUGUCUAGGAUCGUGUGGGAGGAAUGCAAGGUGUUUUGUCAUAAAACAUGUAGCCAUUUGCACCUGCCUUGAAGGUUACACUGGAGAUCCUUUUACAAAAUGCGACAUAAAACCAAUAAAUGAUAAUGUUAUCGAUAGUUGCAAUCCUUCACCAUGUGGUUCCAAUACGGAGUGCCAAAACGGAGAAUGCCACUGUUUACCAGAAUAUCAUGGCGAUCCUUAUGUUGGCUGUAGACCAGAGUGUGUAAUAAGUUCCGAUUGUCCCAGGAAUCAAAUCUGUACUGCUAAAAAGUGUAUAAACCCUUGCCCAGAUAUGUGUGGAAAGAAUGCAAUAUGUGAGGUUUUCAAUCACGUUCCGAUGUGCAGUUGUCCAGCUGGAUACACUGGCAAUUCAUUUAUUUCAUGCCAACUUUUCCAAGUCAUGGUGCCUGCUAAUCCGUGCAACCCCAGUCCAUGCGGUCCCAAUAGCCAGUGUCGAAUAACAAAUAAUAUAGCAGUUUGUUCCUGUAUUCCUGGUUAUGAAGGAAAUCCACCAACAUGUCGACGAGAAUGCACAACUAGUUCAGAGUGUCCUCUGAAUAAAGCUUGUAAUAACUAUAAGUGCAUCGAUCCAUGCAAAGGAGCUUGUGGAUUAAACGCCUUAUGUGAGAUAGUCAACCAUAAUCCCAUUUGCUCAUGUCCAUCGGAAUAUACAGGCGAUCCAUUUAGUCGAUGCACUGAAAGACUCCAAGAAACGCUGCCACAGCUAAAUCCAUGCAUCCCAUCUCCUUGUGGACCUAACUCAAUAUGUCAACCUCUAUCAGAUACACCAUCUUGUUCUUGCAUGCCAGAAUUUAAAGGAACUCCGCCAAAUUGCCGCCCUGAAUGCACCAGUAACAGUGAAUGUUCAAACCAUUUGGCCUGUAUUAAUAAUAAAUGUAGUGACCCAUGUUUAGGCGCAUGCGGCUCACUUGCUGAAUGUCGUGUAGUAAGCCAUACACCAAACUGUAUGUGCCCACAGGGAUACACAGGAGAUCCAUUUUUAUCGUGCUUGAUACUAAACACAGUAGUAACAGAAAAGCCAACACCCUGUACGCCAUCACCGUGUGGGUUUAAUGCAGUCUGCCAAGAACGCAACAACGUCGGUUCUUGUACCUGCUUUGCGGGCUAUUUUGGCAAUCCCUAUGAGGGAUGUCGACCAGAAUGUACCGUUAACACAGAUUGUCCCUCAGACAAAGUUUGCCAGCAAAAUAAGUGUCAGGAUCCUUGCCCAGGAACGUGUGGUGUAAAUGCAAUUUGUCAAUCAGUUAAUCAUGCUCCCUUAUGUACUUGUCUUCCUGGUUAUACCGGAGAUCCAUUUAAAAACUGCAUUUUUAAACAAGAUAUAGAAAAACCGACUGAUCCUUGCAAACCUUCGCCUUGUGGACCGAAUAGUGUCUGUAAAAUAUUAAAUGAACAAGCUGUAUGUAGUUGUAUGCCAGAAUAUCACGGUACUCCACCAAACUGCCGACCGGAGUGCAUUAUAAGUUCUGAAUGUGCCAAUAAUAGGGCUUGUAUCAAACAAAAAUGUAUGGAUCCAUGUUUAGGACAAUGUGGAAUAAACUCAAAAUGCUUAGUUAUUAAUCAUAGCCCUAUCUGCACCUGUAUGGAACAUUUUACUGGCGAUCCCUUCAGCCGCUGUUUCGCUAUGGUUCAGCAUCUUCCAGAAAAGCAAUAUAAUCCUUGCUUGCCGUCACCAUGCGGACCGUUUAGUGAAUGCAGGGAAAAUGAUGGUGUACCUUCUUGCACCUGUCUUUCAAAUUAUAUGGGGGCUCCUCCAAAUUGUCGACCCGAGUGUGUUAUUAACGCUGACUGUAAAAGUGAUUUGGCUUGUAUAAAUCAGAAAUGUAUAGAUCCGUGUCCAGGUUCCUGUGGCAUUAAUGCACAGUGCGUAGUAAAAACUCAUACGCCUAUUUGUACCUGUUACGAUAAUUAUGUAGGGGAUGCUUUCAUCGAGUGUAAAUUACAAGAAAUCACCAGCGAUACCUCGGAUCCAUGUGUGCCAUCGCCUUGUGGUGCCAACGCUAAGUGUGAUGACGGUGUAUGCUCCUGUCUACCUGAAUAUUUCGGGGAUCCUUACUUUGAAUGCCGUCCUGAAUGCACUCUUAGUUCUGAUUGUCCACUAAAUAAGGCUUGUUAUAGAAACAAAUGCGUUAAUCCAUGUAACGCAAAUGUCUGUGCAAGCAAUGCAUUAUGUGAAGUUAUUAAUCAUGUGCCAAUGUGCAGAUGCCCAGAAGAAAUGACUGGAAAUGCUUUUGUAUCAUGUUCCAGACAAGAAGUUGAAACACCUCAAGCCUGUCACCCGAGUCCAUGCGGACCUAAUAGUCAGUGUCGUAAUGUGAACGGCCAGGCAAUUUGUUCAUGUUUAGUGGGCUAUAUUGGUACUCCACCUUCGUGCAGACCGGAGUGCAUUGUAAGCUCAGAUUGUUCUCCCGAGGAAGCUUGUUCAAACCGAAAAUGUAUACGGCCUUGUCAAGGAGCAUGUGGAAUUAAUUCUAAAUGUCAGGUCAUAAAUCAUAAUCCUAUCUGUUCAUGUCCACCCUCUUUUACUGGAAAUCCAUUCAUUAGAUGUAUAUUACAAGAAAUUGAACAAGAACCAAUUGAUGUCUGUAAUCCAUCACCAUGUGGACCGAAUUCAAUUUGCAAGGAAAUGUUAAAUUCACCCAUAUGUUCGUGUCAACCUGGAUAUUUUGGUGCUCCGCCAUAUUGUAAACCCGAGUGUAUAAGUAAUUCAGAAUGUCCAACUCAUCGUGCAUGUAUUAACGAAAAAUGUGUUGAUCCUUGUGAAACUGUCUGUGGCUCAAAUACACAGUGCCAUGUGAUAAGUCAUUCUCCCUCAUGUUCAUGCCUUCAGGAUUACACAGGUAAUCCCUUCAUUGAAUGCCACAAAAUUGAAAAAGUUAUAGAGAUCUUGUCACCCUGCCAACCGUCUCCUUGCGGGGCUAAUGCUGUAUGUAAAGAGUACAAUGGUGCUGGCUCAUGCACAUGUCUCACUGAUUUUUACGGUAACCCAUAUGAAGGAUGCAGACCAGAGUGUUUAAUAAAUUCUGACUGCCUGUCUAGUCAAGCAUGUUUGCAAAGUAAAUGUCAAAAUCCGUGUCCGGGUGCUUGUGCUUCAAAUGCUGUAUGCCAAGUAAUAAAUCAUGCCCCAUCCUGUUCAUGUCCUGAAGGUUAUUCUGGAGAUCCAUUUAAAUACUGUACGCCUACCCAGACACUAGAAAUACCUGUUGACGUGUGCCAACCGUCACCAUGUGGGCCGAACAGUCGUUGUCAGGAGGUUAAUAAACAGGCAGUUUGUUCUUGUAUGCCAAAUUAUAUUGGUUCACCACCAGGUUGUCGCCCUGAGUGUGUUGUCAGUUCUAAUUGUCCCUCGAAUAAGGCAUGUGCCAAUGAAAAGUGUAUUGAUCCAUGCAUUAGUGCAUGCGGAAGUAACGCUGAUUGCAGAGUUAUAAAUCAUAACCCGAUAUGUAACUGUAAAAACUUCUAUACUGGUGAUCCUUUUACUAGAUGUAUUCCCCUAAAGCCACCCGUUGCUAACGCCGUUUUGGAACCAUAUAAAAACCCUUGUGUUCCCUCACCGUGUGGACCAAAUUCUGUAUGCCAAGAAACAAAUAACAUACCUGCUUGUACUUGUAUGGACGGUAUGUUAGGCAGCCCACCAAAUUGCAAACCGGAAUGUAUCGUCAACUCCGAAUGUGCUCUUUCACAAGCCUGUAUACAUCAAAAAUGUCAAGAUCCUUGCGCUGGUUCAUGUGGUAUUGGAGCUUUGUGUUCCGUUGCGCGACAUGUACCUAUCUGCACAUGCCCUGAUGGAUUUACAGGAGAUGCCUUUACUGCGUGCACACCGAAACCAAAACCAGAUUUUGAUAUAAUAGAUAAAUGUAAUCCAUCGCCUUGUGGCACAAAUGCCGUUUGCAAUGAUGGCGUUUGUACCUGCAUUAAAGAACAUCAAGGCGAUCCUUAUAUCGGAUGUAGACCGGAAUGUGUACUCAGUGCUGACUGUGCAAAAGACAAAGCAUGUAUUAGAAAUAAAUGUAUUGAUCCUUGUCCUGGAGCAUGUUCUUCUACAGCUGUUUGUGAAGUAAUAAAUCACAUUCCUAUGUGUACAUGUCCACAAGGAAUGAGUGGAAAUGCCUUCUAUGCAUGUGAACCCAUUAGAGGUCCUCUUAUAAGCAACCCUUGUAUUCCAUCGCCAUGCGGACAAAAUAGUCAGUGCAGGGAAGUUAAUGGUCAAGCUGUAUGCACAUGUAUUCCUGGUUUUAUUGGUAGUCCACCACUUUGCAGGCCAGAAUGUUUAGUCAGUUCAGACUGUUCUUUAAACAAAGCUUGUAGUAAUCAAAAAUGUAUCGACCCCUGCAAAGGUUCAUGCGGGGUGGAAGCCAAAUGUGUUGUUGUUAAACAUAAUCCAAUAUGCACUUGUCCCCCCAGUUAUACAGGAGACCCAUUCAUUCGAUGCAUUCCAUCUGCACCCAUGGCUACAGUCGUAUCUCCUUGUUCUCCGUCACCCUGCGGUGCUAACGCUAUUUGUCACGAAACAGAUGAAUCGCCAUCAUGUGCUUGUAUACAAGGUUAUAUUGGAUCACCGCCAUACUGUAGACCCGAAUGCAGCAGUAAUAGCGAAUGCUCCACUCAUCUCGCAUGUAUUAAUCAAAAAUGCAAAGGUCCGUGCAUUGACGUGUGUGCUCCAAAUGCAAAUUGUAAAGUAGUAAGCCAUUCACCCAUGUGUUUCUGUGAUGACGGGUAUGAGGGAGAUCCAUUCACAAGUUGUCAACCUAUAUUAUUAAACGCUCCUGAAAUUGUUUCACCUUGUGACCCUUCACCGUGUGGUAUCAACGCGAUCUGCAAGGAACAUAACUCCGCAGGUUCUUGUAUUUGUCUUGAAAAUUAUAUAGGAAACCCAUAUGAAGGAUGUCGACCCGAGUGCACAAUAAACACAGAUUGUUCACCAAACAAGAGCUGCAUAAGAAACAAAUGUGUAGAUCCUUGUCCUGGAACUUGUGGUUUAAGGGCAACCUGCAUCACUAUUCAACAUUUACCCGUCUGCACGUGUUCUUCUGGAUACACUGGUGAUCCUUAUCGAAGAUGCGAUUUUAUAAAAGAAACGACUCCAGAAGUUUCGACUCCCUGUGUGCCAAAUCCAUGUGGACCAAAUAGCAUUUGCAAAGCAUCUAAUGGUCAAAGUGUAUGUUCUUGCAUGCCUGGCUACAUUGGCUCGCCACCUGGUUCUCACAGUCCAAUUUGUACGUGUAAAAAUGGUUAUACAGGAGAUCCAUUCACCCGAUGUUACAAACAACCACCACUUGCUAUAACUCAAGAAAUUCGUCAAAAUCCCUGCGUUCCCAGUCCUUGUGGUUCUAAUGCCAUUUGCAGGGAUAUCAAUGGUUCACCGUCAUGUUCUUGCAUGUUAAACUUCCAAGGAUAUCCACCAAAUUGUAGACCAGAAUGUGCUAUAAAUCAAGAUUGUCCAUCAAACAUGGCGUGUAUUAAUAUGAAAUGUCGGGAUCCAUGUCCUGGAAGCUGCGGACAGAAUGCUGAGUGUACAGUUUUUAAUCAUUUGCCUGCUUGUACAUGUGCCAAUGGUUAUAGCGGCGAUCCGUUUACUCACUGUAAUAUAAUCGCCUUAAAAGAUGAGACUCCUAACGAUCCCUGCCACCCUUCGCCAUGUGGCUUUAAUGCCGAAUGUAUAAAUGGAAUAUGUUCUUGCAUAAAUGAUUAUCAUGGAGAUCCUUAUCAAGGUUGUAAACCCGAAUGUACAACAAACAUGGAAUGUUCAUCUAAUGAAGUAUGCUCCAGGAAUAAGUGUAUCAAUCCCUGUCCUGCAAUAUGUGCUGUAACAGCCGAAUGUAAUGUUUACAAUCACAUACCCAUAUGCACAUGCCCGCAAGGUAUGAGCGGAAAUGCUUUCAAAGAAUGCUAUCAUCUUGAGAUUAUUAACGAGGAACCAUGUAAUCCAAGUCCAUGCGGCCCUAACAGUCAAUGCCGAAAUGUAAAUAAUCAAGCUGUCUGCACAUGUUUACCUUCCUUUAUUGGUAGUCCUCCGUCUUGUCGACCCGAAUGUACUAUAAGUGCUGAAUGUCCAUCAGAUGAAACAUGUAAUAAUCAAAAAUGCAUAAAUCCGUGCAAAGGCAGUUGCGGCUAUAAAGCGAGAUGUGAAGUAGUAAAUCAUAAUCCAAUAUGCUCAUGUCCUCCGCAACACACAGGAGACCCAUUUACAAUAUGCAACCCAAUCGUUUCUACACCACCAUCAAUAGACCCUUGUAGUCCAUCACCGUGCGGGCCUUUUUCAAUUUGUAAAGUCAUCGGGGAGUCGCCAUCUUGUUCGUGUCAGACAGAUUACACUGGAUCACCACCCAACUGCCACCCCGAGUGCAUAAGCAACUCCGAAUGUUCAAGCAACCAAGCGUGUGUGAAUCAAAAAUGUAAAGAUCCAUGUCCUGGCAGCUGCGGAUAUAAUGCCGACUGUAGAGUUAUUAGUCAUGCGCUGAUUUGCUCUUGUCCGUAUAGAUAUACCGGAGAUCCACUUGUUUCUUGUAAUCCCAUAAAAGAAACUGUUAUCGCAUAUGAUUCACCCUGUGAGACUUCUCCGUGUGGAUUAAAUGCAAGGUGUAGAGAAAGUAACGGCGUGGGAUCCUGUCAAUGCUUGGAGAACUACGUCGGUGAUCCUUAUGAAGGAUGUCGACCGGAAUGUGUUAUAAACACAGAUUGCAAUCCUACUCAAGCGUGUAUUCAAAAUAGAUGUAAAGAUCCAUGUUUAGGCAUAUGUGCACCAAAUGCUAUCUGUCAAGUAGUUAAUCAUUUACCGUCGUGUCAUUGCCCUCCCACUCUUACAGGAGAUGCUUAUUCUAUUUGUGUAGACAAAGUUGAAGAUGACAAAAAAAUUACUCCAUGCAUUCCUUCACCUUGCGGGCCCAAUAGUCAGUGCCGCGAGGUAAAUUCUCAGGCUGUUUGCAGUUGUAUGGAAACAUAUGUCGGUACUCCGCCUAAUUGUCGCCCAGAAUGCAUGAUUAAUAGUGAAUGUGCUUCUGACAAGGCGUGCAUUAAUCGAAAAUGUGUAAACCCAUGUGCUGGACAGUGUGGUAAAAAUGCUAAUUGCAGAGUAAUAGCACAUAGCCCUAUGUGUUCAUGCCAAGAAUUAUAUACCGGAGAUCCAUUUUCUUACUGUAUGCCUCAACCCAUCUCCAUUGCAUCACAAAUUGUAAAUCCUUGCUUACCUUCACCGUGUGGAUCAAAUGCUAUAUGUGAUGAGAACAAUGGCCUGCCACGAUGUAGCUGUAAACCCAACUACAUAGGUACACCACCAUUAUGCCGACCAGAAUGCACGAUCAACUCAGACUGUAACUCGGUUCAAGCUUGUAUCAACAACCGCUGUACUGAUCCUUGUCCGGGGGCUUGUGGAAACAAUGCACAGUGUAUCGUCAAUAAUCAUUUACCUAUCUGCUCCUGCUUACCAAGUUAUACUGGAGAUCCAUUUACUAAUUGUGAUGUUAUUGUAAACGAUGAACAGAUUAAUCCCUGCUCGCCAUCGCCUUGCGGUGCUAAUGCUAUUUGUAAUGAAGGAAUCUGUUCUUGUUUAGAAGGUUAUUUCGGAGAUCCUUACUUUAAUUGUAAGCCCGAAUGUGUAUUGAAUUCUGACUGUGUACGAAGCAAAGCUUGCAUACGUAACAAAUGCAUAGAUCCUUGUGUGGGGACAUGCGGAAACGAAGCUACUUGUGAAGUAAUAAAUCAUAUACCAAUUUGUUCAUGUCCCGUAGGAACUACUGGAGAUCCUUUCAACUUUUGUACAAGAGUUAUAGAACCAAUUUCCACCAAUUUAUGCGAACCCAACUCAUGUGGGCCUUAUAGUAAAUGUAAAGAAAUAAAUGGUCAUGCCGUUUGUGUUUGUAUUCAGGGCUUCCUUGGCAGCCCACCAAACUGUCGACCAGAAUGUACUAUUAGUUCCGACUGUUCUUUAGAAAAAGCCUGUUCUAAUCAAAAAUGUAUAGAUCCUUGUCCCGGAGCAUGUGGAAGAAAUACUCAAUGUAUUGUUGUGAAUCACAAUCCAAUAUGCACCUGUUUGGCUGGAUUUAGUGGAGAUCCUUUUUCAGUAUGUCAAAUAAUUCCACCUACAGUACCUGUUAAAAUCAAUCCAUGCCUACCAUCUCCAUGUGGACCAAAUUCUCAAUGCUCUGAGAGAGAUGAAACUCCACAUUGUACUUGUUUACCAGACUAUAUAGGUGUGCCACCAAAAUGUCGUCCGGAAUGUACCAGUAACACGGAUUGUAACAUACGUAUGGCGUGUAUAAAUAAAAAAUGUCGGGACCCGUGUGUUGGAUCGUGUGGAGUUAACGCAGAGUGUAAAGUUGUGAGCCACACUCCUAUUUGUACUUGUCAAAGCGGUUACAGCGGAGAUCCCUUCCACUACUGCCAUGAAUUGAUAAUUGCAACUCCACAAGAGAGGCCUACUCCUUGUGUCCCAUCUCCUUGUGGAGCAAACGCUGUAUGUAGAGAUCAAAAUGGCAUUGGAUCUUGCACCUGUCUUUCUGAGCACUUUGGUGACCCGUACGUCGCCUGCAAGCCCGAAUGUUUACUUAAUUCGGAUUGUCCAUCAAAUAAAGCAUGUCACAAUAAAAAAUGUCAUGACCCUUGUCCUGGUACUUGUGGUAUAAAUGCUCAGUGCAAUGUUAUAAAUCAUAUUCCAAGUUGCAGUUGUCCUGAACAAUAUUACGGAGAUCCAUACAAAAUAUGUACAUUUAGAUUACAAGAAAAUAAGGUUGAUGCUUGUGAUCCUUCUCCAUGUGGACCAAACUCACAAUGUAAAACGAUGAACGAGAUUGCUGUGUGCACUUGUUUAGUUGGCUAUCAAGGAUCACCACCAGAUUGCCGACCAGAAUGUAUAACAACUUCGGAAUGUGCUCUAGACAAAAUAUGCGAAAACAAUAAGUGUAUAUCACCAUGUCCCAGAGGUUGUGGUAGUAACACAAAUUGUCGAGUGAUUAAUCACAAUCCUAUAUGCGUAUGCAAAGAAGGAUAUACUGGGGAUCCUCUCUCGACUUGUUAUACUAUAAUACAAAGAGAGCCAGCGAUACUUGAAAAUCCCAACCCAUGCAUUCCAUCUCCGUGUGGCUUAAACGCAGAAUGCAGAAAUGUAGGUGGAAUACCAUCAUGCUCGUGUUUAUCAACAUUCAUUGGAAGCCCACCAAACUGUAAACCUGAAUGUAUAACGAACUCAGACUGCAGCAACGAUAAAGCUUGUAUUACUAUGAAAUGUUUGGAUCCUUGCUUGGGUUCAUGUGGACAACAUGCCCUUUGUACUGUCAUAAAGCAUGUGCCUGUAUGCUCCUGUUCUAAUGGUUAUGAAGGAGAUCCAUUUACUAUGUGCACCGCCAAGAAAGAAGAAGUAAUUAAUGAUAUCAACCCAUGCAAUCCAUCACCUUGUGGGCCUAACGCAAUAUGUCAUAAUGGCGAAUGCACCUGUUUACCGGAGUAUCACGGGGAUCCAUAUUUCGAAUGUCGACCUGAGUGUGUCCUAAAUAGUGAUUGCCCUGUUAAUAAAGCCUGCCUACAUAAUAAAUGUAUUGAUCCAUGUGUCGAUAUGUGUGGUAUUAAUGCUGAAUGCAAUGUCUACAAUCAUAUAGCAGUAUGUAGUUGUCCAGAUGGAAUGGUUGGAGAUGCCUUUGCUGAAUGCCAAACUGUUAAAACUCCAACGACCGCGGCAUGUGUUCCAUCUCCAUGUGGACCUAACAGUAUAUGCAGAGAGGCCAACGGCCAAGCUGCGUGUACUUGUAUACAAGGCUUUGUCGGAAAUCCCCCAAGCUGUCGUCCAGAGUGUAUUCGAAGCACAGAUUGUCCAGCAUCACUAGCAUGUAUUAAUAAAAAAUGUCAAGACCCUUGUCCGGGCUCAUGCGCAUCAAAUGCUAUAUGUAAUGUAAUAAAACAUAAUCCGGUAUGUUCCUGUCCUCCAAGAUAUACGGGAUCUCCUUUCACACAUUGUUAUGUUCAACAAAUACAAGAAAGUCCCAGCAAUCCGUGUGACCCAUCUCCAUGUGGCCCAAAUAGUUUAUGUAAAGUAUUGGGCCCAGAAUCUUAUAUUUGUUCCUGUCAGCCAACUUUUGAAGGAAAUCCACCAAAUUGUAAAAGAGAAUGUUCAGCAAACGAAGAUUGUGCCACAGACAAAUCCUGUAUAAAUUAUAAAUGUAAAGAUCCUUGUCCAGGAUCUUGCGGAAUCAACACAAUAUGUACAGUUCAUCUUCAUACAGCAAUGUGCUCUUGUCAAAACGGUUUCUUUGGAGAUCCAUUCCUGUUCUGUUAUGAAAAACCUGAGAUCAUUAAACCAAAAGAUCCUUGCAAUCCUACGCCUUGUGGGCCGAACGCACGUUGCUCAGUCUCAGACAGAGAUAUCGCAGUAUGUAGUUGCGAGUCUGGUUACUUUGGUAAUCCAUACGAAACAUGUAGACCAGAAUGUACAAUGAAUUCUGAAUGUCCCUUCAAUAAGGCCUGUUUAAGAAAUAAAUGUGUUGAUCCAUGUCCAGGAGUAUGUGGUACUACUGCAAUUUGCAAUGUAAUAAAUCAUUUACCGAUUUGUACAUGUGCCUCAGGAUAUACAGGAAAUCCGUACGCAUAUUGUCAUAUAGUACUUGAAAAAUUUGAAAACAUUUCUCGAGAUCCCUGUAUUCCAAAUCCGUGUGGUAGCAAUAGUGUUUGCAAAAAUAACGGAGAGGUUGUUUCUUGUUCUUGUAUGUCUGAUUAUAUUGGAACCCCACCAAAUUGCCGACCCGAAUGCACAGUUAACUCAGAAUGUGAAGCUUCUAAGAGUUGUAUUAAUUAUAAAUGUGCUGAUCCAUGUUUUGGUGUUUGUGGUCAAAAUUCUAUAUGUAAAGUAAUUAAUCAUGCACCAGUUUGUUCUUGCGGCCAGGGCUAUACUGGAGAUCCAUUUACCAAAUGCAUAGAAAUACAAAAACUACCUCCGGCCGAAGUUAAUCCAUGCAAUCCAUCACCGUGUGGACCUAAUGCACUUUGUCAAACUAUAAAUACAGUGCCAAUGUGCACAUGUAUAGAAAACUUUAUUGGUUUUCCGCCAAAUUGUCGUCCAGAAUGUAUCGUGAACUCGGAUUGUCCUUUCGACAAAUCGUGCAUUAACCAAAAAUGUAAAGAUCCUUGCAUCGGUUCAUGUGGAUUAAACACAAUAUGUCAAGUUUAUCAACAUUCUGCUAUAUGUAGUUGUGUUGAAGGAUAUACCGGAAAUCCAUUUGAAAGUUGUCACUUUACUGAAAUAAUCGAACAUUCCCCAAUUAUUUAUGACAAAUGCAAUCCCAGCCCUUGUGGAGCUAACACUGAAUGUAGGGAUGGAAUAUGUUCUUGCAAACCAAAUUACUUCGGAAACCCUUAUAUGAGCUGUCGACCUGAAUGCUCUCAUAGCUCUGAGUGCGCAUUUAAUCUCACAUGCAUAAACAACAAAUGUUCUGAUCCAUGCGUCAAUCUUUGUGGUCAGAAUGCUGUAUGCGAAGUAUACAAUCAUGUACCAAUGUGCAGUUGUCCCAGAAAUAUGGUGGGAAAUGCUUUCUUUUCAUGUACUCUCUUAACAGUAGUUAAAGAAGAAGAUAAAAAUGUGUGCGAACCAUCUCCAUGCGGUCCCAACAGCGUAUGUCACACAAACCAAAAUCAAGCUGUAUGCUCAUGCCUGUCAGGCUAUAAAGGAGUACCACCAUAUUGCAGACCCGAAUGUUUAGUAGAUUCGGACUGCACGAGCCUUAUGGCAUGCUCCAAUCAGAAAUGUAUUGAUCCAUGUCGAGGAUCUUGCGGCAUUAAUGCCGAGUGCAGAGUUCACAAUCACAAACCCUUAUGUUAUUGUGGCACAGGACUAACAGGAGAUCCAUUUACACAGUGUUAUCAAAAUUCAAUACCAAUAAAGAAAACGCCAUGUGACCCCUCACCAUGCGGACCAAACUCUAUUUGUAAAGAAGUAGGUGAAACACCUUCUUGUGAAUGUAUGAAUGAUUUCAUGGGGAGACCUCCAUAUUGUCGUCCAGAGUGUGUCACCAACAGCGAAUGUGAUUUAGACAAAUCCUGCAUUAACCGUAAAUGUAUAAACCCGUGUAUUGGAGCUUGCGGAAGUAAUACAAAUUGUCGAGUGAUCAGCCACUCACCAAUGUGUUCCUGUCAACCUGGAUAUGAAGGAGAUGCAUUUGACCAGUGUCAUCCUAAGAAAGUGGAAAUACUCAAGCCAAUUGCCCAAAUAAAACCAUGUUCACCGAAUCCUUGUGGACCAAAUGCUAUAUGCCAAGAAAGAAACCAAGUGGCUAGCUGCAUAUGUAUUAAUGGUUUCCUAGGAAAUCCAUACGAAGGAUGCAGACCAGAAUGUGUUUUACAUUCCGAUUGCCCCCAAAAUUUGGCAUGCAUAAGUAACAAAUGUCAAGACCCUUGUUCAGGAUACUGUGGCUCUAAUUCUUACUGUCAGACUGUAAACCAUAUGCCAAAAUGUAAUUGCUUUAAUGGCUAUGCAGGAGAUCCAUACGAUAAUUGCAUACUUAAAGAAGAAAUCUCAGGAAAAAAUCCCUGCAUUCCAACCCCUUGUGGACCAAACAGCGAGUGCAAAAUUGUAAACGAUCAGGCAUUAUGUACUUGCCUCCCUGAAAAUAAAGGCAGCCCACCAAAUUGUCGUCCUAUAUGUUUAUCUAGCUCAGAGUGUCCUCUCAAUGAAGCCUGCAUAAAACAAAAGUGUGUUAAUCCUUGUAUUGAAAUAUGUGGAAGUAAUGCCCAAUGUCGGGUUCACCGCCAUAGUCCUAUUUGCACUUGUCUUCCCGGUUUCGAGGGUGAUCCGUUUAUAAUGUGCACUGAACAAAAACAGUUAGCACCAGUUACAAAUCCCUGUGAGCCAAAUCCAUGUGGACCAUUUUCAGUAUGUAAAAACGUGGGAGAAUCAGCAACGUGUAGCUGUAAAUUAGGUUAUGUCGGUGUACCCCCGCUUUGUUCCCCUGAGUGUAUAAUUAACGAAGAUUGCCCCAAAGACAAAACUUGUAGUAAAGAAAAGUGUGUGAAUCCUUGUAUCGGAUCUUGUGGUUUUAAUGCUAAUUGUCGUGCCACUAAUCAUCUGGCAAUUUGCACCUGUUUGGUAGGCUACCAAGGUGACCCGUUUGUCGGUUGCUAUGAAGUUCAAAAAGAUACGUCAAUUACGGCGCCAAAAGAUCUUUGCUCUCCAUCUCCCUGUGGCAUAAAUGCAUUAUGUAAUAAUGGAAGCUGUUCUUGCAUACCCGAAUAUCACGGAAAUCCUUACUUUGAAUGUCGACCAGAAUGUACAACAGACAAUGAAUGUCGUAAAGACCAAGCUUGUAUUAAUUUGAAAUGUAUUGACCCUUGCAAAAAUGCAUGUGGUCUAAAUGCCGUAUGCAAUGUUUAUAAUCACUUAGCCAUAUGUGAAUGUCCAGCGCCACUUCACGGUGAUGCAUUUAUUGGUUGUCGUCUUGCAACAGAACCUUCCAAAAUAGAUCCAUGUUCACCAAACCCAUGUGGACCAAAUAGUGUUUGCAAAGCAUCAGGUACAGUAGCACACUGCUCAUGCCGGUCCGCGAUGUUUGAGGAACCUCCAAGUUGUCGACCAGAGUGUCGCUCUCAUUCAGAUUGUUCACCAAGCUUGGCUUGCCGCAAUAAUAAAUGUCGAGAUCCUUGCCCCGGAUCCUGUGGAGACAAUGCCAUUUGUUUAACCAAAAUGCAUUCUCCAAUUUGUAGCUGCCCUGCUGGGUUCACUGGGGACCCUCUUACUCGGUGUUUGCUAGUUGCAGGAAUUGAUGCCGAAAUGAAAACACCGUGCUCUGAUUGUGGACCAAAUUCAGUUUGCAUUAAUGGUGUAUGCCAGUGUCAAAGAAGUUUUGUAGGAUCCCCUCCAUUCUGUCAUCUUGAGUGUUUAACAUCUAGCGACUGCGAAUGGAGCAAAAUGUGUAUAAACCGACACUGCGUGGAUGCGUGUUCAGAAACAUGUGGAGAAUCUGCUCUCUGCAACACUGUUGGCCACGAACCACAGUGUACUUGUCCUCCCAACACCACCGGAAACCCUUAUAUCCAAUGUCGACCCAUCGGAACGAUUCAAAAGCUACCAAAUGACCCAUGUUCUCCAACACCAUGUGGUCCUGGCGCGUUAUGUCACAGCCGAGGUUCUGUAGCUGUUUGUGAAUGUGAAGUUGGUCUCCGAGGUGAUCCUUACAGCGGCUGUCGACCAGAGUGCAUCGCAGACUCGGAUUGUGCGCCAAACCGUGCAUGUAUUCGUUCCCAUUGCCGUGAUCCUUGCCAAGGAACUUGUGGUAUUGGUGCAGAAUGUGAAACUGUUAAUCACAUUCCACUAUGUUCAUGUCCCAAAGGAACAAGAGGAAACGCUUUUGAAAAGUGUGAAUUCAUUACAACCGCACCACCAUGUACACCAUCUCCUUGUGGUCCUGGUGCACUAUGCUCCGUCGCGGGUGAUAGAGCCGUGUGUUCAUGUCCAAGUGGCACCAGUGGGGACGCUUCCUCAUCAGGGUGUCGUCCAGAAUGUGUCGUUAGUUCUGAGUGUCCACGAAGCCGAGCCUGCAUACGUAAUAAGUGUAUUGAUCCCUGCGUCGGUGCCUGUGGAAAUGGCGCAGUAUGUCGAGUGUUUGACCAUGCACCUAUAUGCUCCUGCCCGCCCUCGACCUCUGGGGACCCAUUCUUAAAUUGUAGAAAAAAAGAUAUACCAACGACGAGUCCUACUGUUUACGAUCCAUGUGAUCCCAACCCCUGUGGACCUCAUGGAACCUGUCAUGAUGGUUCCUGCAAAUAUCCUGAAUGUAUUACAAAUGAUGAUUGCCCCGGCGACAGAUCUUGUCUGAAUAGAAAGUGUUCUGAUCCUUGUAUCAAUGCGUGUGGUAUCAACGCUAUAUGUACAGGAGUAAGACAUUCUGCAGUGUGUUCAUGUCCCUUAGGAUAUACCGGAUAUCCAUUUGUUCACUGUGAGCAAAUUACAUCAAUUGCAACAAGGCCUCCUACUCCUGAAUGUGUUCGUGAUGAUGAUUGCGCGGAUAGUUCAGCCUGUGUAGAAAAUAAAUGUACACUAGCCUGUGGACCCCUAGCUUGUGGUUUGAAUGCUCGAUGUGUGGCCAAACAACAUAGAGCUAGAUGUGCAUGUCUACCGGGCUAUGAAGGAGACGCACAUAUUGGAUGCUACUCGGUUCAAUGUCACAGCAACAACGAUUGUCCAGAUGAUGAGAGCUGUGAAGGCAACUCCUGUAUAAAAGUAUGCUCACGUAUACGAUGCGGUGUUGAAGCACAUUGUUACGCUCGUGGUCAUGUAGCUUCUUGUGAAUGUGACUCGGGAACACGUGGCGAUCCAUGGACAAUUUGUCACAAAGAAGAAUGUCAAAACGAUGAAGAUUGUCCACUGUCUUUAGCGUGUAGAGGCAAAACAUGCCAGGAUCCAUGUCCAGGAGCGUGCGCUUCUCAUGCGCUAUGUAGUGUCAUACGCCAUAUACCUACUUGCGAAUGUCCACGAGGUACACAAGGAAAUCCUCGAAUCGAUUGCAAACUAGUUAAAGACCAGAAUGAAUGUGAAAGUGAUGCUGAAUGUGGCCCCGGACUUGCCUGUCUUCAAGGAAUCUGUAAAAACCCAUGUGACAAAACUUCCUGUGGAGUUGGUGCAAUUUGUAGAGUUGCAAAUACGUUACCGUUCCGCACCCUCGUAUGUGAAUGCCCACGGCCUUUAAUCGGCGAUGCUUCCGUACUCUGUCAGCCUAAAGGCCAAUGUAGUGCAGACACUGAAUGCGGUGACGAGGAAAGAUGUGUAGCAGGCGUAUGCCGUAAUGUGUGUACACCAGAUACUUGUGGAGCAGGCGCUGAGUGCCGUGUCAGCGGUCGACAAGCGUCCUGCGUAUGCGUGCCACCACUUCAAGGAGAUCCUAAUGUUGCUUGUACACCAAGAACAUCGGGAGAGAUCUGUUUAUCUGACGCCAGCUGUGGAGCCGCAGAGGCAUGUAUGCAGCAGCGCUGUGUACCUGCUUGUGCAGGUGCCUGCGGAUCCGGAGCACUGUGUGAAGCCAUCAACCAUCGCGCCUUCUGCCGCUGUCCACCUUCUACGGCUGGUGACCCAGCGAUAGCAUGCUACACACCGGAAUGUAGUUCGGAUGAAAACUGUCCCUUCGAUAAGGCUUGCCGAAAUGGAUACUGUCGGGACGCGUGCUCUUAUAACGGUCCCUGUGGACGAGAUGCCAUCUGUGAAGUAGUCGCUCAUGUGGCCUCAUGCCGCUGUCCACCUGGCACGCAGGGUGACCCUCGUCGCGCGUGCGUCUCUGCAGUUUGUCAAUAUAACGAUGAUUGCAAUGAUAACCAAAUAUGUGACCGUCUUAACCGUGUCUGUCAACCGGCCUGUUCCGAUGCAAGCUGUGCACCUGGAGCUACUUGUACUGCUAAACUUCACCAACCAAUAUGCACCUGUCCACCAGGGUACAGUGGAGAUCCUUAUUCACGUGGUUGCUCGACCGUACAAUUCACAGACGAAUGCGUUAAUGAUUCCGACUGUCCUCGACCACUUGGCUGCGUGAACGCAAAAUGUGUAGACCUAUGUCAGUUUAAUCCUUGUGAUACAGGCCUUAUUUGUAAGACAGUAGAUAUAUUACCACUACGCGCAGUCGCUUGUGUUUGUCCAGAAGAAGGUCGCAUUGCCCCUGAUAAAGGUUGUCGACCUCCUCCCGAAGCAGAAUGCUCUGCUGAUAUAGACUGUUCUAGUAUUGAAACUUGCCGCAGAGGAAAAUGUAUAGAAGCCUGCAAAGCUGCGCCAUGUGGCCACAACGCUCUGUGCGAAGCUGUUGAUCAUGUAUCUCGAUGUACUUGUCCACCGGGAUAUCUUGGAAAUCCAAGAAUUGAGUGCAAUACAGAAGCGAGACAACCAUCUAUUUUCGAAUGUUACAAAGAUGACGAAUGUGGACCAGAACAGGCUUGCUAUAAGCGCGCUUGUAUAAACCCAUGCUUAAAUUCUUGUGGUCCGGGUGCAUUGUGCCGAGUUAUUAAUCACAAACAUCAAUGUUCUUGUCCAAAUGGUUACACAGGGGAUGCAAAUGUAAAAUGUACACCUCCGACAGAAGAUAAAUCUGUAUUACCAGUUGGUUGCAAAUCAAAUUCCGACUGCCCACUAACGCAGGCGUGUAUAAAUGGUGCGUGCGCUAAUCCUUGCGUCUGUGGAUCUAACGCUGAGUGUACAGUAGUGAGACACCAUCCUGUUUGUUACUGUCAACGUGACCACUCAGGAAAUCCUUAUGAAGGAUGUACUAAAGUUGAAUGUGCAUCUGACUCCGAAUGUCGUGAUAGCGAUAUGUGCUUCAACGGGGCCUGUGUCAGUCCUUGUAUAGUAGAAGCUCCAUGUGCAAUAAGCGCGGAGUGUUAUGGAGAAAAUCAUCGAUCUCAAUGUCGCUGUCCCGUUGGAACGAUUGGUAACCCUUACAACAAAUGCCAAGCUCCUGACUGUGAAUUUAAUUCAGAUUGCAAUGACGACAGUGUGUGCCUCAAAGGAAUUUGCCAACAUGCUUGUUCUGCAGACGGUCACAACCCGUGUGCUAACAAUGCUAAUUGUUUCGCCAGAAAUCAUGUUGCAGCGUGUAAAUGUCCAUCUGCUCUCCCUAAUGGUGACCCGUUAUCAUUCUGUGAAAAGACCGUAGUCCUUGGUGAACCAGAAUGUCGAUAUGACAGCGACUGUCCGAGUGGUCAAGCUUGCCUGAGAGAUGAAUGUCGAGAUGCUUGUAAAGAACUCAACCCAUGUGCUAGUGGUGCUCGUUGCACAGUUUCUGAUAGCGUUCCCUUCCGAACACUGAUUUGUCGAUGCCCAGAAGGCUAUAUACCGGACGAAAAAGGCUCGUGUAAACCAGCGACAUUACCACCUUCAAGUUGCUCUUCAGACAAUGAUUGCGCAGAUCAGGACUCUUGUAUUAACAGAAAAUGUAGAAAUCCAUGCAAUUGUGGUGAAAAUGCAGAAUGUUUUACUAGUAAUCAUAGACCUGUUUGUUCUUGCCGAGAUGGUUUUGACGGCAAUCCAUAUCAACAAUGUCGCAUAGUUGGGUGCCGUUCGAAUUCAGAAUGUGAAUCUCAUCAAGCGUGUAUUAACGGCAACUGUGUGAGUCCGUGUCUGUUAAAUAGUACAUGUGGACCAAACGCAGAAUGUUUUGUUGAAAGAUCUCGACCACUAUGCCGUUGUCGUUCUGGAUUUGAAGGCGACGCCUACUCUGGCUGCAAUGUUAUUGAAUGUAGAUCAAAUGGCGAUUGCCCUGAAGAUAAACAAUGUAGGGCUCAUAAAUGCAUAAACCCCUGCUUAUCUGGAAACCCUUGCGGAAGUAAUGCCGAAUGCUUGGUUCGUAAUUAUAUUGCCAUAUGUAAAUGUAAGCAGGGAUACUCUGGUAGUCCAUAUAUUCAAUGCAGACCACAGUUCACUGCAGACUGCUACGUGGACGCUGAUUGUCCAACUAAAUUAGCUUGUUUAUCAGGUAAAUGUGUUAAUCCCUGUACAGAACUCCGGCCAUGUAAAAAUCCUGCACAGUGUGAAGUAUCAAAUACGCUACCAGUUCGAACAAUGAUUUGUUCUUGUCCACCUGGAUAUAUAAGUAGCGGAGGAGGCGUAUGCCGACCCGCUUUGCCAAUAGAAGAGGUAGCCUGUGAAAUUGAUACCGAUUGUUCGACAAAUCAUGCUUGUAUAUCAUCAGUUUGCAGAAACCCAUGUGAUUGUGGUCCUAAUACCGAUUGUUUAAUAAAAGAUCACAAGCCGGUCUGCGCCUGCAGACCAGGUUUUAUGGGUGAUCCCCACACUGGCUGCUAUAAUAUCUUGUGCCAGUCCGAUGACCAAUGCGCCAAUGAUGAAACUUGUGUCAACGGUAGAUGCGUACCAGCUUGCUCACUUGAAGUAGAUAUGUGUGGUAAGUCUGCGGAAUGUUACGGAAUUGAUCACCGAGCAUCGUGCCGUUGCCUAAUUGGGACAAUCGGUAACCCAACUGUAGCAUGUACACCCAUCGGAUGUCGCUCCAACUCAGACUGUCCGGAUGAUAAAUCUUGUAUCAACUUAAAAUGUGUUCAACCUUGUAAUAUUACAAAUUGUAACAAACCAGCGGAAUGUCGAGUGCAUCUCCAUGAAGCUUAUUGUGUUUGUCCUCCUGGGUUCGAAAGUACCGUAGAUGGCUGUAACAAGACCGAGUCGAUCUGUAGAAGUGACUUUGAUUGUCCGCCAGCUAUAGCUUGUUUGAAUAAGAAAUGUGUCAAUCCCUGCUUGGAAGGAAAUCCCUGUGGAAGCAACGCAGAUUGUAACGUUUUAGACACUUUACCAGUAAAAACAGUGACAUGUGAAUGUAAACCUGGUUACAGAGGAAAUGCGCUUGUAAACUGUACACCAUACAGACCGCCUACCUUAGCGUGUGAAGAUGGCGAAGGAGUAAAUGAAUUCGGUGAGUGCGUACCGUGCGAAGCGAGUGACGGUCGUGUAGUAGAUGCUCGUGGAAGAUGUGUAUGUGAUGCAGAACGAGGAUUCAUAGCCCGGGGGGAGAAAUGCGAGCCCGCUGGCUGCCGAGCGGACGAUCAAUGUGAUGACACCUCGCGAUGCAUUAAUGGCAAAUGUAUACCUGCAUGUGAGGCUGAACCUUGCGGCUUACACGCGACCUGCGAAGCCACAGGACACCGCUCACGAUGCACAUGUAUCACUGGUUAUGUUGGAAAUCCAAGAGUUCAUUGUAAUCAAUCCAACAUCAAUUACCGUACUGACUUCCCACUACCAGAUAUGCAGGUUCAUUGUCUAGCAAAUGGUGUAAGCAUGUCGCCUGGUUGUACACAUACUAGUGAAAAUCAAGAAAGACCAGUCGAUUUCACCGUGUAUUUCGGUGAUUGUGGAUUAGUUCAUGUCAACGGUCUUGCAAGCUUCGUGCUAGUUAUGCAGAAACAUCCCAAACUCGUCACAUCAAACGCUAAAGCUUUCCAUAUAAAAUGUAUCUACCAAACCGGUGAACAAAAUGUGACACUUGCCUUCAAUGUGUCUAUGUUAACAACAGCCGGUACUAUAGCUAACACCGGCCCGCCGCCAACCUGUUCGAUGAGAAUCGUUUCGAGAACCGGCGAUGAAGUGAGCUCAGCUGAAAUUGGAGAGAACUUAGUGCUUCAAGUUGAUGUUCAACCUUCGAGUAUCUAUGGUGGUUUUGCCCGUAGCUGUAUAGCAAAAACUAGCGAAGUUGCGACGAACAUAGAAAACGAGUACACCGUAACAGACGAGGACGGAUGCGCGACAGACGCGGCGAUAUUUGGAGAAUGGGAGCGAAGCGAAGAUGGUAGUGCAUUACGUGCUGCCUUCAACGCCUUCAAGUUCCCCAGCAGCGACAAUAUUCGAUUCCAAUGUAAUAUACGAGUAUGUUUUGGAAAAUGUCAACCGGUUAAUUGUCGCGGUUCUGACGCUUUCGGCAAGCGACGAAAGCGAGAAGCGAUCGAUGGAGAUAGCCCCUUGGCGGGUCAACUUCGAGAGGAGGUGACUGUCGAAUCGAACCAGAUUCUGACACUCGAAAGACGCGAUCCAUCGAGGGCAGCUCGACAACGAGAUGGUUCAGGAGACGCGAAUACAACAGGUGGCGCCGGUGACGUGUGUGUGUCAGCGGCGGGGCUGGCCGUGGCGCUCGCACUGACGGCUCUCUUGGCGCUCGUAGCGGUGGCGGCGGCUGUCGCGUGCUGGUUGGUGGCGUGGCGCCGCGCGCGCCCCCUGCCGGCCCCGCUGCCCCACCCGCCCGACUUCCCCAACCCCUUGUUCCAGCGUUAG